Molecule: messenger RNA, 44894 nt
Organism: Xyrichtys novacula (pearly razorfish)
Lineage: Eukaryota; Metazoa; Chordata; Actinopteri; Labriformes; Labridae
Source: the annotation of a GenBank genome assembly
AUGGCCGCCCUCGAACUCCUGCCUCUUCGUUAUGAUGGUGAGUUACUUUAUAUUUUAUAUUUGUUAUUAUUGAUGUGGUCUCAGUGGCAUUAAGUGUCUUACACUCUGCUCUAACAUGUUUGCAAUAAACUUUUUGUAGUGAAGUUGUAUGAGAUACAUGUCUCUGGUAAGUGUUUUAGCCAUGCUGUAUGUCAGUCAGCUCAGCUCCCUUAAAAGAGAAACUGCAGUAAGAGCCUGUGCGCAAGCUAAGCUGUAAAGAUAACUGCACCGUAUGGUUUAGUGGAACUGUAGUAAUAAUGUCUUUUUUCAUUUUUUUCUAUGACCCAUUUUGGAGUGAAUUAUUGGUCUUUGCGCUUUACAAAGGGAAUUACUAUAUAUGUAAAACAAAACACUAUAAAACAAAGACGGAUAUUUCAGCUUUGUUAUUUAUUGUAAAUUUUUAAAAGUUUUGUUCAUCCUCGUAUUUUUCAUGUUAAAUUUGUUUUCAGUUUGUGUGUCAUGCCCUUCAAUUAAAAUCAAUUAAAAAACGCAGAAACGUGGAGCUGCAGUUCCAAACUUCACCUCACUUUGCUUUGAUAGCCUCUCAGUCUGUGAGUCUGUGUGUGUCCAGCAGGGGGCAGCAGAGAGCAGAGCAGCAGAAACUGAUGAACAGGUGGUCUCUGACUCAGGCUGGAUUAUCAUCAUCAUCACCAUCAAAUAUCAGACACACACACACACACACACACACACACACACACACACACACACACACACACACACACACACACACACACACACUGGAGAAAGUGUAAACACACCAGGAUGAAGCAAUUUGUGUGAUUCACUUUAUCACCUCCAGUAAUAGUCGAGGCUCCUCUGACUCUCUGAAUGUGCAGAGCCUAUAAACCAAACCCCAUUUAAAAAAAUGACUAUUUUAAUAAGAGUUUUCUAUUCCUGUGUACAGACCUGACAAAUCAUGGAUAUUUUACAAAUCAGCCUCAUGUGUGUAAGGAUGCAGUGAUGACUCGUGUUGAGGACUUGUGUCAAAGCUCAGAAACAGGUGGAAGCUUUUAUCCAAAAACAAGACUCACCAUCACUCUCUGUGAUGUGGUGGAGCAGCAGACGGAGCCGCUCUCUUAGGGCCUCGAUGAUGUAACGACACAGUGUUUUGCUUCAGAGACAGACUGAAGAAUUACUGACCUGUGCAGUGAGAUGGAUUAAUGUAACAUUUAGGUGAUCCACUCAGCUGUAAUUUCACUUACUCUGAUAUCUCUGUGUAAUAAAUAAAACACCCUGAUGAGUCUAAGUGUCUGACUCAUCUAAAUGUCACUGAAUCAUUUAUAACAGCAGCGACCCUUAAAGCUUUAAAUGCUGUGCAGAGACACCAGUAGGCCUGUUAGCUCUGUUAGCUCUGUUAGUAUGGUUAGCUGCUGUGUCAGGACUGUGGGGCUAUUGUUGAGCUGCCCUGAGCUAAUUGAGUGGAAGUGAAGGGAGGUAAUUAAAGCUUCGGCUCAGCUGGAGGCCACAGAGCACAGAUGUCAACAGAGGAGAGGGAGGGAAAGUGAUUUAUGUUCCACUCAGGGUGAGAAAUCCACCUGCAGCCCAGCAGAGAGGCGGGAACAGAGAUCAGUCACAUAGGAAAUGAAUCUGACCUGAAGGAGGAGGGUUUGGAGGGGGUGAUCCUCCUCCUUCAGAUCCUCCUCUAGAACCUCCUUCUGACCCUCCUCCUAAGGGUGAUUUCAUCUUUUCAAUAUGUCUUCAUUCUUCUUUGAAUGUCUCUGCAGAUCUGAUUCAUAUGAGCUUUCCAGACCUGGGGGUAAUUUACACUAAACAGUGAAUGGAAUCAGGAUCUUUAGCUUUUAUCAAUAUUAACUGUUUUUAUAUUUUUAGUUUAGCUGACCAUAACAGCUGUGAGCUCAUAUUCCUUUGAGUGGGGGCAGGUUUGCUCCAUUGUUAUUGAUCCCCAAAGGGAAAUUCAAUAAAUGCAUCAAAUUAAUUUUUAUUGCUGAUGUUUAUUUUAAUCACCCGAUUUCAUGACUUUUAUUUCUACACACUGUUCCGUCUUUGUGGAUGAAGUUUAACUCAUUUAAUCCGUCAAACAUUUAUUCAUUGUCUUUUUUUGAUUUGCUCCCCCUCUUCUUAUUGCUUAAUCGGCUCAUCAUCUUGGUCUGGAAGAGUUUAGUCCUUGUGUUGCUGGGAUCAUAUGGGCUCCUAUGGCUUCAAAAUGUUCUCAUGAUUUCCAUAGAUUUUCCUACAAUAUCUAGAAAUAGCCUCAAUGGUGUCACCCAUGAAAGAUUGGCUUUUUUUGAAUGGGUGUGUACAUGGUUUCUGGUGCCUCUGCAGACUGCCUCUAAUGGACACUCAGGGAACUGCAGUUUUUAGUUCUCCCGCAUUAGCUUAAUUUCUCCUAACCAUAGGUUUCCUCUUGAUGUUUUUUUUUUUUUUUUUUGGUGUUUGAUGUUGUUCGGGUUCUUCUUUGUUGGUUCUUGGUGUUCUGGUUGGAUUACUAUUGGGCUCUUUUGUUGCUGGGUUCCUGUGCUUUGUUUUUAAGUUUGGUGUGGCUCACUUUACGGCACUGCAGCAUGAACACAAAAAUACUACAACUGUUAAACAUCUGAAUCAGCCCAAAGCGAAGUAGCUGAAUAUUUCUGCUGCUAACUUUUCCAGACAGAAUCCUGCAGGAUUUAAACAGGACUUAAACGGGGUUCAUAAAGAGUCUGCUAUUUGUUUGUUGUCGUAGUAAGGUCUGUCUAUACUCACACAGUCACUCACUUAUGUGUUUUCCUGAAUGUGACACCCUCUAACAGAUGUAUCUGGAUAAAGAUACGGAGUCUGACUCACUACAAACAGCUGACACACACUUUCACAGCCAAACAGCAGUUAUUCUUACAUCAUCAUUUCAUAAUUCAACAUGUUUGGAUCAGCAGCAGAGCCUUGGGCUGAGUUUGAGGAGUUUGAACUUGAUUUGGAAACAGCAGAGGUCAUUGUGCUGCUGUCAUUUCUGAACCAGACUCCAUUCAUACUGGAGGGCUGUGUUUGUGUUCUUGUAUUUGUUUGUGUGUCUGUUUGAGGGGUUAGUUGGUAUCUGGUGAUCUGUGUGACAUGACGGGGGUGCUGGUGUUGGAUCGUGGUCCUCCUCUCUCUGGGGAGCCUCUGCUCCUCACCUCCUCAGCAGACGGUCUGGCCCAGCACCUGCUCCUCUUGCUGGGGGAGGGGGCGUGAUGGGGGAGGAGGGGGGAAGGGUCUUUUGUGAGUGUGUGUAUGUGUGAUGGGGGAAGGAGUGUGUGUGAGGAGAUGAGGCGGUACAGACUGAAAUAGAGGGUGAUGAACUGAACAGACAAUAACAGCCAAAAAAGGCUUAGAUAUGCUGAUUACAAUAACGCUGCUGUUACCAUGGAGACCGUCGACAUAUCUCCGCCUGUGAUGCUCCCAGCCUCCUUAAUGCUCAUCUGAAUAUUUCUGUUUUUGAGAUACUCCUAAUCAUCUCAUGAUAUAUUUAUUUUUACAACUCGUCAGGGGCACCUGUACAGUCUGUUACAAAAAUGGGACUUUUCCCUUUGCCCUUAAAGAUAUCUUUGUUCUCUGAGCGAGGAAAAACAUCCUCUAACAGGCAGAAACCUCUAACAGAACCAGACUCCUUAGAGAACAGACAUCUGCUAAUACUUGAUGCAGGUCUAUGGAAAGUCUUAUGCUUAAAUCAGCAUAACCAAGAGUGAGUGCAAGCUUGAACCUGCUCUCACUGUGAAUUUUAUCAAAAAGGUGACGACCCGAGUGCCUAGUCAGGGGUUGCUGUUGGGUCCUUUUCCUGUUUUUUUCAGCCGGGUCAUGACAAAGUUAACUGAAGAUAGCUGGAAAUUAAAGACUUCACCUCCCAUACUGCUUUUUUACCCUGUCCCAAUAGCAUUGAAUUUGAGCGUACACUGGUGCUGGACCAUUAAUCAACUUUCAAUUACAGUUAUGACUCCCCAUGAUCAUAAAAACAUGAAUAUUUAAAUGACAUGAUUAUUGUGCUGCCUGCCCCGCUGUGCUCAUUUUGUCCUGUAAAGUAAAUGAAGCGCACCCUUCCCAUUUUCCUUCAUAGAGCGCAUACUUAGCCCAUCCUCUUAAGCUGUCAUAUAUUCUAGAGGUGAAAUCUGGCAUUAGAGUUUGUGAGUGUUAUUGCUAAAACUAAAUCAGAGGGGGGCUGGCACAGUGGUGUAGUGGUUAGCACUGUCGCCUCACAGCUAGAAGGUCUUGGGUUUGAAUCUGGUGAUGAACUGGUGACUUGUCCAGGGUCGGAGGAGUUUAGUGGGGCCAUUUUUACUGUCAUCAGCUAGUCGUCUUACUUUUACUAAUGGAUCCUAUAGCGCCUCCUACAGAGUGGAAGUUUGUGGACUUGUUAAAAAGUAAAGAAAGCUGCUUUAAUCAGUUGUUUUCAUUGGAUAAAACUGUUAUCAGAAUAAUAAAUAAUUAUGAGAAAUUGUCAGCUAAUGAUUUAUUGGACUUCUCACUGGGAGGAGAAUGGUUGCUGUGUGAAUUUGGAUGAUCUGCUCCUUGCUGUAUUUUUAAAACUUGGAUGGCCCUGGGUGUUUUUUAUAUUUCUUGUGCUCAGCUAAUAACAUCUUUAGUUUAGGGCUACACUCCAUAUAUGAAACAAAAUCAGUCCACCCAGAAUUGAAGUUUUUAUGUAUGAAACGCUGAACUAUUCCUUUAGAUAAAGCUCCUCCUCUGCAGUGUGUUUGGUGUCACUGUGUGUCUAUAAGCACAGACCUGCAGCUCCUGCAGCUGUAAACAUGUUUUAUAGUUGUUGAUUGUUGGAGCUCCUGAAUAAUCUCAGAGCGUGUUCGACAUGCUCUUAGAAUGAGGCCUAUACAGUGUUAUAUAACUGAACACAUGUGGAUUAUAAUCCUCCUCACAGCUGCCUGUGAAUAAAAGCUGGAAUAUGGUCUCUGAAUAAACAGAGAUGACUCCACUCUAACCGCUCUGCUCUGCUCCUGAUCAGCCUGUGUAAUAAUAACAGAUGUAUUGAUCUGGAUGGAGAGGAUGCUUGGUUACUGAUGGAGGUGCUCUGCUUCUACCAGUAGCUCUCUGAGCUCUGAUUGGUCCAGGCUGCAGCCUCCCUGCUCCUAUUGGCUGCCUCCACCAAUACACUCUCCUUAUUACAUACAGAGCUCCUCCCUCCUGUACAAAACAGAGGGAGUAAAAGGGUUGGUGAGCCCUGUGUGCUGUCUUACAGGCUGCGUGUGGUUGCUGCAGGUUUUGAGCUGCUGCACUUUUGAACCCUGAAAAGACUUCCUGGGUGUGAGAGAUAAAGUGAUUUUAGACAAGUCUUUUAAAACACAGAAAAUAACUAAGUCUGAGUGAGAAAUAUGUAGCAUGUGAGACCUCUUCAGGGGGUUUAAGGAUCAUUCACUCUGAUGAUAGUUCUGUAUUAUUCAUACACUCUCAUCUUUUGUCAUACUUUCUUCCUCUGUCAAAGUUUUUUUUCUUUACUUCUUUCUACACAUUUAUUCUGUUUAACUUCAGGGUCAAAGUCCAACAUGUGUGUGGGGAACACACUCAGGACGUAAGGUCAGUUUGAGUUUGAUGCAGGUGUAGAGGAGAAAACUGAUCCCCAGCUGUGUUAUAAACUAAUUUGGCAUGAUUUUAAGUCAGACUAACAUGUUUACAUUUAUUUCAGAAGUCCAGUUGUAAUCAAUAAUCCCAUAUUUUGUACAUGCCAGUGAGUUCCAGACUUGUAUUAAAGGUAACCUCCCUUUUAAUGCAUGAAUUAUUUAAAAUACAAGAUUUUUUUUACGUACUUUCCAAUAGUGUAGUUGUUUGAAUCGUUAAAUUUGCUGAAAAUUCAAUUAUCACACUGAUUCAGAACUCACAGCCAAAGUCCAGAAUGAACAUAAACAUGCAGCAGAUCUGAAAAAUGGGAAACUCAGAGAGAAAACAUCUGCACAAAAACAGUUAGAGCACAAAUCAUGUAAUGAUUUCAAUCUAAAGCAGACAAACCCAAAGAACAUAAGAACAAAAGUGUAAGACAAAAUAGUCCAAAACAACUGCAGCUCCAGAAAUUUCCAUAGUUGUUCUUGGGUAUACAGAUUUACACAGUGUAUGAACAUUGUCAGAGUGUUUCAUGUGAGUUUGCAGACUGACUCCCUCUGUCUGCACAGAGAUUUUUCUAAAUGUCUAAAAACUGAACAGUCAGUGGUGCACAGAUGUCAUGUAACUUAAACAACAUCUUUAAUUAAGAUAAUCACACUUAAUAUUACUUUUAUUUAAAACUGAUAAUUUUAACCUAGAAAUUUGUAAUUAAAUGUAGGAAAACAAUCUUGGAUGAAUAUCAAGUUAUUUUGUUGCUUUCCUGCGGUGGCCCCAAGGGUCAAAUUUGCAAACCAGAAAAAAAAAAAGACAAUUCACUGAAUGCCAAAAAAGUAAAAUUAAUACAAAAACUUCAUUAGAGGGUAUAAAGAUAUAUCAUGGAAAAAAGAAAAUAGUUUUACAUUUCGUAACAUUUUCACAGUUUUUAUAUUACAUUCAAUGUUUUUUUUUUUUGCGUUUUGUAAAAAGUUUGUGGUGUAGCAUUAAGUAUUUGAGUUUUUUAUAUUGUUUUAUUGAAUUGUUUUUUGUUUUACAUUUUCCAUGUGUUUUAGAGUUCAUUGGGAUUUUUUUUUUUUCACCUUUCAAAAAACUUUUUUUUUUUUUUGUAUUCUCUGUUAUAUUUGUGCAGUUGACCCUCAGGGCCACCAUCCUUUCCCCUCCAACUCCUCCCAGUAGCUGUUAUUGAACUGUUCCCUGAGCAGCAGCAGCAGAGUGUAGCUGAGGACAGAGAGCUCUCCCUGCCUCCUCCUCCUCUGUCUGCCUGUCAGACAGCACUGAGGGCACACCGCUCCGUGCACUAGCGUUUGCUCCUGGUACCUAAACACAUUGUUAAAGGCUCCUGAAGGCUUCUGCCGCUGCUGGUGGUGGUGUUACUUUGUUAGUCUGAUGAUCGCUGGGAGUAACCUGUGAGCUUUUCUUCAGGAUCAGAGUUUCUGCUGGAGGAUCUGGACUCAGCGGUGAGUGGAUCUCUCCGUCCGAACCGCUCGGAGGAUUUGUUGACAUUAUUUCACAUUCAGCGCCAUUUGCAGACAGGUACACCUACCGCCCCUUUAUUGUUCCCACCGAUUAACGCGAUGCUUUUAUUUGAAAACCCCGGGGAAGAAAUCAGACGGUGAAGUAGGAAUAAAGAGCCAAUAAAAAUGUUAAAAUUCAGGGUGGAAAAUGUAAGAAUAAAGCGGAGCUGAGGUGGAAUAAACGGGAUCAGAUGGUCUGCUCAGAUUCAUGUACACAGCGACGCUCCUGAUAUUUCAUAGUCAGCAUAAACGCGCUGAAACCAUCACAUUUAAUUUAAUAAAGAGAUUUUUCCCCUCCUUAUUAGUUUUCAUUAUCAUAGGAACCAUCUUCAUCCUCACCCUCUGCAGCCCCUCAGAUUCAGAGAUAGGGGCAGCAGCAGCUGCUGCUCCGGCUCUUCUGUUAUGUCUCUACAAGCCUAUAGAUUCAUCAUGGAGACUGUUGACGGAACCAUCAGCGGGAACAGAUCCAGGGUCAGUCUGUGAAAAACUGCGUUUUCAAGAACAAGUCAAUUUGGCCUUAAAAAGUGCAGGUCCACAAAAAGUAGUAAUAUUAUGAAAAGGCUGAUUAUUCCUGCUCUGUGAGGUGUCUAUAAAUAACCUCCACCUCCUUUAACAUGUUAAUAUUAUGAAAUACAAGCUGGAAUUCCAUGAAGGUUUCAUAAUUAAUAAUCAUAUUUUUCUUUUAAUGGAAUAAAAUAUUUGAGGCUUAAAUAAAGUAAACCGAUGAAUAAGAGCUCAUUAGACUUGUCAGGGUCCACAUCCUCCAAAUACUGAAAAACAGAUUUAGAAAAACAGGUUUAAUAAGAGCUGCACCGGGCUGUCAUCACUGUCUCCGGCUGGUGUUUGGGACUGUAUCCAGGGGAGGAGGCGUGUCAGGCGGUCAGCAGGUCUCAGACUCCUGGGGGGCCUUUCAGCACCCAACACCAGGUCCUAGGUAUAUCAGUUUCUGAGCAAACCUAAAAAGACAAAUCUCUCAUUUCUAAGUUUAACAUUCAGUCUGUUUGUGUUCAUGUAGAUGCAGAAGUGGGGUUAGGUUAGUGUUCACGAUGAGCUCUGAGUUUCAAACUCUUCAGGAUUGAAGCUUCAGAUGCUCUCCUGUGGUCUGAAAGUUUGGACUUUAUAUACUGUUUUUACACUCUGUCUGCAGCACUGUAAGAUUAGCUGUAAAUGUAAAGUGUAAAUGAUAAUUAAAACAUCCUAGCUGAACAGUUGGUGUGGUAACAGCAUGCAUACAGGGCUGGAUCUAAUACAUGUGGGGCUCUGGGUUAGCUCCACUUGCCACACCCUAAAAAAUUCUGUAAAUGACGUAACUGUGUAUAAAUUAUUUAUCAUUCAAAUAAAAAGAAGUUAAUGAAAUUUAGCUGAGACACGCUGCUACAGACACAACUAAAUACACUCCACCUGCGGUCGUUCUCAGUUUGACCUUUUAUUGUACCCUCUGACAAUCAGAGUUUCAGUUCCUGAUUAAACAAACAGUAAAAACCAUAUUUAAUGAGGAGGCUUUGAACGAACUCAACUGUUAUAAAAGACAAUUGUUAAAAAUCUGGAAACUCUGACAUGUUCAAACCAGUUUAUGAAGGUUCAGAUGAUGCAGGUGUUCCGUCAAAGUAUGCUCCUCUGCUUAAAAACAACUCCGGGUAACACCUUAAAAAAGGAACUUUUGCUAUAUGCUACCAGAUUACUUAGAUUUAAUGAAAUCAUUGUGCACUUCAGCCAUAACCUCUCCAGCCCUUGAUAAUGUGACAGAGAAAGAAUCUGUUAAACAGCUUUUUCAAGGAAACACUAAGUUUGUUUACAUGGUCUUCAAAACCGUGCUGAAACUGAACUUUAAAAACACAUGUAAACAUAUCAAUCUGACUGAAAUCGCUCCAAAUCCAACUUUUCACUGACUAACAGACCUAAAUAAUACUAUAAUAUAUAAUAAUAAUAAUAAUAAUAAUGAUGAUGAUGGCAACAGUAGAGGCAGAUCUUCUUUGUCCUGUAUUUAGCUCAAUCAGGACUCAGUGUUCUGAGCAUGCUCAGUGUUCACACACAGAAAGUCAAAUAGCAUGAACAUGUUAUUGAGUUGAAAACAAAACCUGGACAGAUGAAGAAAAAAGACGAAACUUUUGUAGAAACAAACAGCACAGAGCUGCGACAGUGAUGGAGUUUCCAUCAUUAAACGUCCAGUUAACCUCUUUCUAAUGUGUUUUGUUGAUUGAUUUGGUAUACAAGAGGUCAACCAAAAGAUGACCUGACAGUAACAAGCUGAAAGGAGACAUGUUGCCGUCUACUGUAGAGGAGGCAAACAUGCUUCUGACUGUAACUCAAAUUCACCGUGCAUGAAAACACUCUGAGAAGACUCCAGUCAACGUGUGAACCCACAAACCUGCUCAGAACUUUAAAAAGUCCAAAUAUAAUUAAAAUCCAAAGGCUUUUCUUAAUCACACAGGUGGACCUUCUGUAAAUAUGAGAAAGCCUCUAAUAUUAGCAGGUGCGGGUGUUCGUAGUUCUUACAGAUGUCCAGCAGGGGGGAGCUCGGCACUCAGAGGCGUUAGUGUUCCCUGUUUUCCUCCGUAAGAUGAACUCAAAGCUGUUUCUGUGUGACAGCCUCAGUAUGGAGGAGCUGAGUCAGCGUAAACAUGAUUCCUCAAAUCUAAAGUCUGAUAAGUGACAAGUUUAAGUCCUCCAGGAUCUCCACUGAGGUGUCCUCAUCUCUUUCCCCAAAAACUAACUAAUGAAAGGGCGACUGGACUUGCUUAAGGUUCUUGAAGGAGUUCCGCCUCAGUCUUCAAGAAACCUCAAACAAGUCCAGUUGACAAAGAAUUAGAUAACCAUGAGAACUUACACUGACAUCAAACUGAUUGGGAUAUUUCCACCAAGUAAAUGCUGUUCGCUCUGCUUUCUCACUCGAGCACCAUUUGGCUAGUUAUGCGUGCUCACUGACACACCUGUAGGUUUACCUGUCGCUGUUACGCCGCUACCUGCUGUGGAAGGAGGAGGGACAGAGAAACAAAUGCUUCAGGGAUUUUCUCAGUCAUGGAUUAUGUUUCUAAUAAUUUGAACGUUGGUUAUCUUUGUGACUCUCCCGCUCAGCUUUCUAUCUCUCUCUCUUUCCCUCUUUCUUCCUUUCUUUCUCUCUCUCUCUCUCUGUUUUUGCCGCUUUUCCUUCGUUUUCUUUAAAUAUCUGCAGCCUCGCUUUCAUCUGGGUCAGCCCGGCUCGCUCUCUCUGCUGGGAUCUUUCCAGAGCUCGUGCCAGCAGAGUGUGAGGCGCUGUUUGUGUGUGUGUGUGGGAGGGGUCUGACGGGUGGGGGCGGGGCUGGUUGUUUAGGCGUCCAGCGGUUGGAGAGACAUCCAACUUCCUGUCCAGCAGCAGCUUUAAUCCCACACAGGGAACGAUUAAUUUUAAAGCCGCUUUCAGACCUUAAGCUCACUUUCAGCACUGACUCACACACACAGAUACACACACACACACACUCACACACAGAUACAAGCCUGAGUGAGUUUUUAUUUUUAAGUGUUUCACUUUGAAAUUAAAACUAAACUCUGUGAAGAAAAUUUGUGGUCAGUCUCAGAGAUGGAGAAAGAAAGUGUCUGUGGUGCUUCUAUUAACAUGUCUGUUGAGUUUGUAGUGAUAUGUCUGUGUAAGGACCCCCAUCAGAUGUGGUCAGGGUUGAUUUAAGAAGGGCGCCUGCUGUUCACCACUCAGCAUCAGGGCUCAGAAAUGUGUGUUUCACAAGGAUUGGCCACCAGUAGCGAUUUUUUUGCUUUUCAGUAUUUUGUCUCCUCUUAUCGUUCUGCAGUUAUCAGAUAGUUGUCCAGUAGAGUCUGUCCAAAGAGAGGACUGAUAAAACAGGCCCUGCUGCUGCUGCUGCACGGCGUCUCCUCAUCAAGUAAAAACAGCCAAAGUUAAACUGUUAUCACUCAGAGAGAGUUUAUGUGCUCAGGCUGCUGAACACUGAAAAAUCUAAACUGCACUGGUUUAUAGAAGAAGGUGCUGCAGGUGCAAGAACUGCUGUUAGUGGACACAGGCCCUAAAUGUGAGGAUUUCAUGUUUUUUUUCCUCUUUAGCUGCUAAUAAGAUCAAUGAGGAAUUGGAAGACUUUGCUUUGACUUAAAUUUUGACAGGGUUUUCCACAAUUUCCAUCAUCAGAGGAAAUCUAAAUAGCAUGGUUUCAGCUUUAGAGUGUUUAGAUCAACGGUUUCACUGUUGAAGUAAAGAGGUGUUUCACUUAAACCCGACCCCAACACUGACACUGAGGCUGCUGUUAUGCUGCUAUGGAAAUGCCACAUAUACAAAGUCCAACUUCGCACCACGUAAAAAAACCCAACUCAUUUUUAAGGUGUGGCAACUUUAUUUUGCCGUGGCAGUGCACCACGAUCAAUUACAUGUAUGGAAAACUCUGAGCUUUGAGUGAGCAGCUCUUUUUUUGCAGCUCCUAAUGUGCAGCUCUAAGUUUGCAGCUCUUAUUGUGCAGCUUCAGAGAGCUCUAUGUUUGCAGCUCUCAGUUUGUAGCUCCAAGGUUUUUCCAGCUCUCUGUUUGCAGCUCAAAGUUUGCAGCUCUCUGUGUGCAGAUCCAGUUUUGUAGCUCCAACUGUGGAGCUCUAAGUUUGCAGCCCAGAGUUUGUAGCUCCGAGAGUGCAGCUCCAAGUAUGGGGCUCUCAUUCUACAGCUCUAAGAUUCCAGUUCCCUUUGUGCAACUUUAAGGGAUUCUCUCUAUCUCUACAUCUCCAGGUUUGCAGCUCUAACUUUGCAGCUCCAAGUGUGCAGGUCUUAUUCUACAGCUCUAAGUUUGCAGCUCUCAUCGUGUAGCUCUUUGUGUGCAGCUCUAUGUUUGCAGCUCCAAGUGUGCAGGUCUUGUUGUUCAGCUCUAAGUUUUCAUCUCUCUGUGUGCAGCCUGUGUGCUCAGUGAGGAAAGGUGUGAUAAUGUGCAAGAAGCAGAAACCUGAAACACACAAAACAAGUUCUUUGGUGGUACUUCUGUAACACCUUAGAACUUGUUAAUGAAGACUCUCACCUGCUCACACCUGCUUUUUCUGCAGGCAAAGCUCUAAACCGUCACUGUGGAGUGUGAGGAAAUGUCUCAGUACAAAGUUUAUGGAGCUUAACGUGCUGACAGUGAUUCUGUAACAGUGUUUCUGCAUCUUUAAUCUUGACUCUGGUGGCAUUAACUGAAUGUGGCAGAAAGCUUUGUUUGGUCCUUCAGCACAUAGAUGACUAAACUUAAUUUAAUGAGGAGGAGGAGGAAGAAGAGGAGGAGGUGUGUCUGUUUAUCUGUUCUGAAAAAGUUGCAGACUCGUGUGCUUUUUCUCCGACACCUGCCAUCUCAGACCUCACGCUGACUGAACAAACACUCAACAGAACGUACAGUAGUCUUUUCUGUGUGUGUGUGUGUGUGUGUGUGUGUGUGUGUGUGUCUGUAGUCUGCGUCACGCCCUCCUCGGUGCACCUGCAGCUGUGAUCUCACACCCUCUGUUCUGUGCUCCGUCAGCGUUUGUAUAUCUGUGCUCUCGCCGCAGGGAGAGAGUCAAGUGUUUUUCCCCAGGAGCUCUGAGCUGAUGAAACCCUGAAAAUAUCAAACAGUUCAAACAGAAACAGAGUUUUAUUCUGUUUGGACAGUUUUGUGGAGAAAACAUCUUCCUGAUACUGUAAAGAAGCAACAUCUAUAACUUUAUAUAAGUCAACCUCAAUGAGUAUGAGCCCCUCUCUGUUUCUCCUCUCACCCCUCUCACAUCUCUGCGUUUUAUGUGUUUCUGUCUAAAUUAGAAGUUUCACAGGAAUGGAAAUAACACGUGACUCAAAGCAAAACCUUCAGCUUUAGCUUAGAGUUGACUGAAUCACGAAUAACACCUUUUAGAAAGAGGUCAUCUCUGUUUUUUUUUCCCCUUGCGUCACCAAACAUCUCAAAGGAAGCACCUCGACACUCAGACACAUCAUCUACAGUCUGUUAACCCUCCAUUAUCAUUUUCAACUGAUGACCUGUAUGAUGCAUGUCUCAGGCCCAGUCUGUGUAUGGCUGAUGACAGAGCUUUUCAAAAAGAUCCUCUUAGGUGGAGAGUUUGUAAAAACUUGGUGCAGGUACAUCUGCUCUGCAAUCCUGUUUACAGGGAAGUCUGAUUCUUUUACAUCAUUGUAUUACACUGCAGGAUAGAUAAACCUAUAUAUAUUACAGCUCAUUAAUGCUCUUAAUUAAUAAAAACAACAACAACAAUUUAAAAAAAAUAACUUUUUUUUUUAUCAUCCUCAACUUUUCAGGAACAUCCAAACAGACUGUGAGGAGGUAAAGAGAUCACUUACAUGUUAUUUGUUCCAUCCAGAAUGCAUUAAACACAUUUACAGAUAAAACUUUAUAUUCAUAAUUUCCACCUUUUUAUAAUGUUUUUGUGUUUAAAACAGAGUCAAACACCUUAAUUCAGCUCAACUCCUGAUUCUCUCUGACUUUGACUCGAGUAAUGAUGACUUGGACUUGAAUUCAGACUCAGAUCUUGGAGAGGAGGACCGUGUUAUUUUCUCUCUAGGAGGCUCUAAUAAUCUGUCCGUCAGUUAUUGAACAGGUGUGUUUACCUGCAGCAUGUUUACCUGUCGUCUUCUCCAGAUGAAGUUCUGCCAUGUUGACCAAAUAGACGUCAGGAACAAAGAAAGAUUUUACCGUAUGAGUCACACCUUUGAAAGGUGAAAGAAUCAUCGGAGGAGAAACUGUGAUCUGGUCUGGACUUGGACGAGACUCUUCUUUAGUGACUGGAAUACUGAGGACUGGAGCUCCAUCAUAACAUCUCAGACAGUCUUCCCAAAGUCUCUUGAGUGAUUUCAGAUGAUGAUGAUGAUUGUUUUCUGUAGUUUACUCCGGAGACUCUGAGUCCCUGAGGCGUCUGUGUUUCAUAAACGACCCUCUGAUUGAACACAUUCAGGGUUUAAUUGGUUCAUUCAGCGCAGACAGCAGGACAGCAGGGUUCGAAAUGAUGGCCCACAGAGAGGAAAACAACCUUUUUAUGACACACCUGUCAGAGGGAGCUCCACACAGACUUCAGGUUGUUUAGAUACAGACUGACUUUGUCCUCCAGGUGUGACUGACUUCAGAGAAAAGCUGUCAGGUCAGAGUUUGAAUGUCUAAACUCAAACUGAAGAGUAAGCUGGAAAAAACGUUUGUCAUUUAAUUCAAUCGUCUUCAGUCAUUGUCUCUGAUUUCUUCUUCCUUUUCAUUGGUUGUUUUUCUUAGUCUUGAUCUUCUUUGUCAUUUUCGUCUUUGCUUUCUUCCACUUUGUUGCCGUUUUCUCACCUUUUGUCUCUUUUCCUCAUCUUUGUUUCCCUUCCUUCACCUCUUUAAACGCUGUACCUUCCUCUUUCUCAUUUUCUUUUCCAUCUCUGACUCACUUUCCCUUUUUUCUAUCAUCUUAACUGUCUUUGUCAUCACUUCUAUCUUUGUUUUCCUCCUCAUUUUUUUCCUCCUCUUUUUUUUCUGGUUGCUGUUGCCAUGGUAACAACAGUCUGACUGUUGUUUUGCUGUUUUCGGUUGCAGCUCAUGCAGCCGCCCACCUCCUCGGAGAUACAGUGUGUGUGUGUGUAUUGUGUAUUUGCAGGCUUGUAAAUGUGAGCAUCUUUAUGGAUAACUCAGCCUGCAGCUAUAAAGGCAGCUGGUGUGAGGCAUGAUGGGAAAUGGAGUCCGAUGCAGAGAUGCUGCCUGUCUAAUCAGAGGGGAAGGAUCCCAGCAGGAGUUCAGUGUUAGAGAGAGAGAGAGGCUGUGGGCCGAGAGACUGUGCAGCUCUGCAGAGAUGAAACAUGGAUCUGAUCUUAUUAUCAUACAGCCGUGUGAUGGAGGAGGAGAGAAGGAAGUUAUUUUUACAUGCAUGAUCCCGUUCUGUCUACAUAACUGUCCUCCAUGUGUGAAACCUCUGAGGGAUGAGGAUCCACGCUGGUCUCCUAUCAUGCGUGCACUCAAAUUCUGGAUAUUUGAAAGGGUUCCUGUUUAUUAUUAUUGAUUUGUUAGUUUUCAUUUUUUAUUUUAAGGUCUAAAUGACAAACGCGUGUCUAAUGUCUGUGAUGGAUCCAACUCACAGGUUUUAAUGGCAGCAUCAUAAUCCUUUACAAACUAAAAGCUGAUGGAGUUUUUUGUCCCUCACAGGCUCAGGUUGUUAUUCUUAGUGUCUGAAAGCAUUAGAGAAAGGAUUCCUGUAGAGGAGAGCUUUUUGUUAAAGAGGAUUUUUGAACUACAAACAGCUGUGUUACAUCACUCUGCACCAAACUCCUGGGAUAAAUCAGGAAUUUUACCGUAGGUUUGCAAUUAGGGGGUAAGAAACACGGGGGUUGCUGGUCUACUUUAUCCCAGUAUUUUUGAUUUGAUUUUAGUAUUUGUUGCAGCAAAAAUCUAAAGCUGGAUUGGAACAGGCUGAUUAAAAUCCUAAAGCAAAAUACCAGUAAUGAUUCUGACAGAGAGAGAGAGCAGUCUCCUCUGGGGUUAAAUUCGUCUUUUUGUCAGUGGAGUCUGGUGGUUUACCUUCAUACUGUUCUAAUAUCCUCUUUAACCAAAUGGUCUAGUUUUGGUGAUUAGAUGAAUACAUUCAGAGAAGUUUAGACUGAGGACUUUCUUUACCUCUUGAAGUGAUUUGAGGGGACAGUAUGUAAAUGCAACAACUUUAAUAGUGUUAUGUGUCUGAAAUUGGUGCAACAACAAACAGCCUGUCAGAUGUCAAAGUGCUGGAAAGUGUCACAGCGGAGCAAACAGUUAAACUGAGUGUUUGGGACAGAGUCUCUUAAAAUAGUCGUUGAUUGUCACAUGUCAGCUCUUCUUCAGUCGACCAUCAGUCAUCACUCAUCAAAGUCCCGUUGUUACUUCCUCUCUAACUUUGUGGAAACUUGGUCGACAGUCAGCUGUCACUGUCCUAACGCUCUGCUCAUUAUUAUUCAGGUUUGCUUUUGUUUCCUGAUUUCAAAUGUGCCUCAUUUGUCAAACUGACUGACGGCUUAAAAAUGGACCUUGACACUUAAGAUAAAAAAAAAAAAAGUAUGUCUGUGUUAAUGUUAAACUCAAAAGCUCUCUGGGGACAGCUGGAGGAUUUAGCAGACUUCUGAUCUGGUUUAAGUUAUAACAGAUUUUUUAUCACCAUGAACUGAACCACAAAGUUAAACUGUUUUCUUUCUUCUCUUUAUAUGUGAGUCUCUAUCAAAAGGCUCUUGAGGGAACAACAUCCGUUCAAAAAAAUGUGGUUGUUUCAUGAAUAUUCUCAUUUUAAUUUGAUGUCAGUGUCGUGUUUCUUAACAGUUUUCAGGGAAGACAAUGACAAACCUAAUUCUGCAGGGAUUACAACAUCAUGGCUCUGUAGUAGAAGAGUCCUGCUGCUAGACUGGCCUGCCUGCAGUCCUGACUUAUAAAAACAUUCAAAAUCAGUUUGAAUCAACAUUUCCCACAGCCUCUGAACUUUUUUGAGCUGGGGUUUCAAGUCAGAAAAACUGAAAUAAUCUCAGGUGUUGUGUCAACUCUAAUGUAAGCUGACUGCUGUUGGUUCUCUUCAGUAUGUGACAGUCAUUUUGAACUUGUAGAAAUCUGAAAAUGAAUCUUUGAGGCGACAGGAAAAUUAAAAUUUAAAACCUUAAACUCUUUGUCACCUCUCCUCCUGAUCUCACACUCUGAUCUUUUUUCUUUAUCUUUCUGUUUUUAUAACCUGCUGUUGUCUUUCAUCUCCACAGCUGUUGCCAUGACAACAGACGAGGCGGAGAGUCACCAGAAGAAGCCGAGGCAGCAGGAGGAAGCCGGCCAGCAGCAGGACGCCCGGCCGCCCUCGCCGCCGGAGGAGGGCGAGCAGCUCCGGCCCCGAAACCGCAACUCUGCCGGCCGCGGCCUCUCCCGCCUCUUCUCCUCCUUCCUGAAGAGGCGCUCGCAGUGCGACAGUGAGGGGGGAGAGAGGGAGGACAAGGAGGGGGAGGAGGAAGCCAAAGCCCCUAUCGCCGACCCCGAACCUGAGCUGAGGACGGAGGGAGAGGUGGCCCCGGACCAGCACUCAGUGAGCAGCGCUGAGGCCCAGGUCAGACUGUGGAUCCGUGACCAACAGGAUAUUUAAAGAAUUUUUCAGACAUAAAACACGGAGCGAGAGAGGAGAGGAAUUUAGUGAUGGUCUCCAGCAGGAGGGAGGCUUUCAAUUCAAUUUCAUCAUCUGACCUGAUUACAGGAUGAGCACUCAACGACAGCCUGAUAAUUUAAGAAUCACUUCUAAUUUGUUUUUGCCUGCCUACAAAUUUCAUUAAAACUGGGGAGAAAUGAAAAAGUUCUAUUUUUACCUGUUCCGGGAAAAUAUCUGAGGGAUGCAGACGAGAACAGAAGUAAUGAGGGAGGGAGAGAAAACUGUUUUAGCAGAAAAUUGGAUUUGAAUUUAUUUGUUUUUUAGGAGUUUAUUAUUUUUAUUUAAUUAAUAUUAUUAUACAUCAUUAAAACUACGAAUAGCAAGAGCUUUAUUAUAUUAAAAUAAAAAUAAAAAGUGAACAUGUGGCACCUGAGGUAGGAAAACUGGAUUUCUGACUGUUUUUCAACCAAAGUGUCUGUUUCUGUUUCAGGCUGUUCAGGUAGAGAAGAAGGAGGCAGGGGGGGAGGAGGAGGAGGUGGAGGAGAAGGAGGGGAAAGACAAAGACAUAGAAGAGGAGAAAGGAGAAGAAGCCACCCUGGAGAAGGAGGACAAAGAGAAGGGGGAGGAGGAGGAGAAGAAGGAGACGGGUCCUGAAGGAAGCGAGGCGGGGGACAAGGAGGAGAAGGUGACAGAGGAGGAGGCCAAAGCUCCCCGAGCUCCACGCCGACCGAAGACGAUGCAGAUCAAAGUGACGCUGCUGGAUGAUGCCAUGUUUGAGUGCGAGCUCGACGUGAGUAUUGACAUUUUAAUUCAGCGAUUUUUACACACCGUCUGUAGCUGCAAUUUUGCUGCAAAGUCACCUGCAUUUGGAAUUUUUAGGAGUAUUAGACCUGGAUUCAGGUGGUUCCAAACUGGACCAGGAGAUCAGGGCGCUCAGAGUGCUCUUGUACCACCUGCUGAUGGAGCAGGUUUAUCAGAGCUGUUUAGACAGCGGUAUGGUCUCAUUAAGGCUUGUGAGCUGAGUGUGUGUGUGUUUUUGUGAGAGUGUGUUUGAGUGUAAACCUAACAGCUGUUGGAGCGUCCGGCGGGAUCUUCCUCUGAGACUCUGAGCUCUUCUCACCAUCUGCUCUUCCGUUCAAAACAUUAAUAAAACACCGUCCACCAGUCUGUUACAUCGACAGGUCAAAGGUUAAAUGCUCCCUGUGUGUGUGUCUGUGUGUGUUAUAGAAACAUGCCAAAGGUCAGGAGCUGUUCAUGAGGGUGUGUGACCACCUGAACCUGCUGGAGAAGGACUACUACGGCCUAGCUAUCUGGGAGACCCCAACCAUGAAGGUGAGCCAGGUCUGAUUAUUGCGAGGCAUUCAGGGACAGCAGGAAAACUCAGCUCUGUGUGUUUUAAUCAGGCCUGUCCAAGAGAAGUUACCUCAACACUAAUCACAAACUACCCAAGUUUUUAUGUGAGCCUUAAAGGGAUAUUUUCAAACUUUUAAUGAUUAUAUCUUGUUUUAUUUUCUAAGGGAUAAAGUACAAAAUUAAACGUACUUGUUAACAUUUGAUGUUUUGUACUGGAGUUUGCUUGAAGCUAAUUAACACCUGCAUUUGGAUGUUAAAAUGUCACAAACAGAAAAUUAAACGCACACUGAAAAAGUUGUUGCUGUAUGAGAAUGGCUGAGUAUGCCGACCACCUUAUUUUAAUCCAAUUAUUCACGUCGAGACAUUUCAGGUAUUUUUAAAAGUUCAAAAGUCUGUAUUUAGUUCAACUGUAUUAUUUUCCUCUCAGACUUGGAUGGACCUGACCAAAGAGAUCCGCAGGCAGGUACAAGGUGAGCAGGUCUUUACCUGAAUUAUCCUCCUUCUCUCUUUUGUCAAGUGUUUACAGACGUUUAUUCAAAUCCUGUUUCUUCCUUUUCCUGCAGGUGCCAACUAUAAUUUCACCUUCAAUGUGAAGUUUUACCCUCCAGACCCAGCCCAGCUCUCAGAGGACAUCACAAGGUACGAGAUGAGUUACUGUUAGUUUCAUUUAAAGUCUCUGCUGCUUUAAGAAGUUCACUAAAAUUGACAACAUGACCGAAUAGUGUUGAAAGAUUUGUAAAGAAUUAGGGAUAAAGUCAGACUCAGCGGGCAAAGAAAGUUUGUAAAGUGUCAUUUAUGGCAGUGGUUCCCAAGUCCAGUCCUCGAGGCCCACUGUCCUGCAUGUUUUGGAUGUUUCCCUGCUCCAACACACCUGAUUCAAAUGAUAAGCUCGUUAUUAAGCCAUUACAGAGCUUGAUAACGAGCUAAUCAUUUGAAUCAGGUGUGUUGGAGCAGGGGAACAUCCAAAACAUGGAGGACUGGACUUGAGAACCACUGCUUUAUGGUAUUCAUCUGAUUAAAAAACGUUUGCACUGAAUCACAGAACAAGAAAUUAAGCUUUGACUUCACCAAGUGUGGCUGCUGCUGCAGAGGGAUAAAUGAGGAGAGGACCCAAAUACAGACAAACAAACCGUUAAAGGACACGUAUAAUGACUUCUGAGCCUUUUUGUGUCCUAGAUUUUCUUCAGCAGGAGUUUGAAUUUAGUUGUAGAAUUAUCUCAGACCGCAAUCUGUUGUAUAAUUACAGCCACAUGAUACGAAAGAGGGCAGGCAGAGUCAUAAGAUGAGAUAAAGAUGUUUGGGUGACCAACAAGAUGAGGAUACGUUUAUGCACAAAAGGGAAACAUAGGUUUUUAAGUUUUGAGGUACAAGAUCUGGAUAAGUGUGAGUGUAACACACAAAAUAUGACGGCUUUAGUCUGACAGAAAGAGGAAAUGUAUGAGAAAUGUAUGAGUCUGAAGAAAACAGGUUUACAUGAACCUUAUCUUUCCAUCUAAACCUUUUCAUAAUCUUUCUGUGACUUUCAUGACUCAGACGUGACUGAUUCUGCAAUAACUCCUGAUUUACACUCAUCAUCUUCGUUUGUGUGCUGCAGGUACUACCUGUGUCUCCAGCUGAGGAAGGACAUCCUACAAGGCCGCCUCCCCUGCUCCUUUGUCACUCUGGCCUUGCUGGGCUCCUACGCCUUGCAGUCAGAACUCGGGGAACACGACCCGGAGGUUCAUGGCAGCGAGUACGCUAAAGAGAUGAAGAUGGCUCAGGGUCAGACCAAGGAGUUGGAGGACAAGAUGAUGGAGCUGCACCAGACCUACAGGUCAGAGCUAGACCCACAGGAGGACUAAGUAAAACCAGGACUGAAGAAUGAGACAGACCUCACCAGAAGAAAAAAACCUUCUCUUAGAGUCUGUGUGUAACAUUUUGUUGUUGUUGUUGUUGUUAACAUUUUCAGGGCUAUGACUCCAGCUCAGGCUGACAUGAUGUUCCUGGAGAACGCCAAGAAGCUCUCCAUGUACGGCGUUGACCUGCACCAGGCCAAGGUAAGUGAAGGGGUCAGAGGUCAUCAUUGAUAAAUAAAUAAAUUUAUUAAUAAAUAUAUAUAUCAAACACACACACACACACACACACACACACACACAUAUAUAUAUAUAUAUAUAUAUAUAUAUGGCUAUAAAUGUGGGUAGAAAUGUUAUUGGGCAGAAAACACGCAGCAGUGACGUCAAACAGAAUAAAAGUCUCUGCGAGUGCAGAUGAGCCUGAACAACAGGAGGACAUGUGACUGUCAGGUUUUACAGCAGAAAUCAGGUCAAUCUGUUUGCAUCAGAGCUGGAUUUAAUCUCAUAUAGAGGGAGAGACCUGCACAUGCCUGCACUGCUCCCCUGUGGAUGGAGGUGGACAGUACAAGUCAGCGUAAGACACAGGAACAUCAGAGUUAAACAUUAUAUAUUGAGUGAUAAUAGCUGAUAGAACAGGAUGCAUUCAUCCUUUAUAUGAUAAUUUGAAAAUUAAAUUUCUGUUAAUAUGGAAACUAUCAAACUUGUAGUCAAAGAUUUAUGUUUGGUCCUGAGAAGUAAGUCAGAUCAAACCAAAAAGAAAAGAAAAUGAGCUAUUUUUUGCCUGUCCUAAAAUCUGAAUCUGUCUAUAUGUCUUAAGAUCAGAUCGGAUGAAAAAAAAGAAAAGAAAUCAAACCUGCAAAUGGCAGCAGACAGGCCUUCGCAGCUUUGCACAUGCUAAGAGGUGUCUCAGCUGUAAUGGUGCAUCCUCAGCUGCUGCUCAGACCAUGAACUAAAAAUAUGUGUACAUCUGUUCAGGCUGAGACUGUCAGCAUGUUUAUUUAAUUUAUACCCCAAUUAACAGUUUAGCAGACUUAAAUAAGGCGGUGUGAAGGAAAUAAAGGCUUUGAACCCUUUUUAGGAGAAAGAGUUCUGGUCCAUUAAAGCCCUCUUGUGGCUGAAAGUAGGAUUACAACAACAGAAACUCAACAGUAAAUGAAACGACUCAGAAAAGGUUUAUUUUUUCUCAAUAGUUCAGUGCAAAAAAUUGUAGCAACAUAGAAAUGACAAAGGUUGAAACUCAUUUUUAUCAAAAGUGUUAAAACAGCUUUAAGUGCCACAAAGGUUAAAAAAAAAAAGGUUUAUGAGCCUGCUGUGAUGUGCUGUAAAAAUCAGCCCUGCAGAUUCUGUAUAUGUAACUGAAUAUGGAGUAAACUGCCUCGUCUGUGUCUCAGGAUCUGGACGGCGUGGACAUCAUGCUGGGCGUCUGCUCCAGCGGUCUGAUGGUUUACAAAGACAAGCUGAGGAUUAACCGUUUCCCCUGGCCCAAAGUCCUGAAGGUGUCCUACAAACGCAGCAGCUUCUUCAUCAAGAUUCGACCGUCAGAGGUGCAGAUGCUUUACUCUAAACAGUUUAACACACAUGUGCCUGAUUCUGAUUCUGUCCAGGGAGGAAGAUCUGUGUUUUUCUUACUGCUGCACAGGUGAAGCUGAUGCCACAGAGUUUAAACUAACAAAAGUCUGUGUUUCCUGCUCCAACAGGUGGAGCAGUACGAGAGCGCGAUCGGCUUCAAACUGCCAAACUACAAGGCGGCUAAGAAGCUGUGGAAAGUGUGUGUGGAGCAUCACACCUUCUUCAGGUAAAGUGGUCUACUCUGUUUAGAAACAGCCAAGUUUUACUCACUCUGGGCUCUACAGUCAGACUAAAAUCCGAGCUUCUCCUCUUCUUCUGCAGACUGACCUCCACAGAGAUGGCCACCACGCCCAGGAAGUUCCUGGCUCUGGGCUCAAAGUUUCGUUACAGCGGCAGGACUCAGGCUCAGACCAGACAGGCCAGCUCUCUGAUCGACAGACCGGCUCCUCUGUUUCAGCGCUCAUCCAGCAAGAGGAACUCCCGCAGCCUGGAUGGAGGUACCUGACCACACCUGGUCUCUGUGAACCUGGAGGGAUGUCAGACUCAGUUAGUCUCAGAGGAAGAGUUUAUUACAGCCUGUCGGGGAGGAGAAGUUAUCAAGUCCUGAUAAUAUAUACAGUUUUUCUUCUGUUCUUCUCUUGUCAGUGCAAACUCAGUUUUAUGUUAUGAUGAAGUUAUUUAGAUUGUAAAUGAUUGUAGUGUGAGCCUCUGCUGAAAUCAGGGUUUAUAUCAGCCAGUAUGGACCAGCUUUUGGAUGGUUUUCAUCCACUUUAUAAAAACCUUGUCAUCUUUAAUUUAAGAGGAACUUCAGCUUCUGUGUAGGAAAGACUGUAAAAAGGCAACUCUGAGUAGCUCCAGUAUCCAGGAUCAGAGUCCAGCUGAUCUGGGAAUGCCAGUUUUGAGUUCAGGGACAAUUUUUUUUAUUUCAUGGGGAGAAUGAGGCAGAUAGUUUGGAGAAAAUGAGAGUAGAUGAGGAUUUUCCAAAUAAAACCAUUAUAAUAACUUUGAAGAAGUUCAGACUAACUUCAGAAGUUCUUCAGUAUUUAAUGAAGCUGCAGAAACAACAGGACCUCUCAGUGUCCCUCUGUAGGUUUUUAUAAAUGACUCUAUUGUCCUCCUCUCCGCCUCCUCAGCCAUGGCGUCCACUCCUGACAAUAAGUCCACUCGUCCGGUCAGCGCUCCUGUGAUGUCACCGGUGUCACCCGGGGAGGCGACCCCGUCCCCGCUGCUCUCUGUCCUGCGUCGCCACGACCACAGAGACGGCUCCACCCCCAAAGGGCACCGCUGCGCAGAGAGGAAGUCUGGCAAGAAGGCGGAAAGUCAGCAGACGGAGCACAGCAAGACCCGGAGUCCCAAACCAGAGAACACUCCGGAAAUCAAGGUACAAGACUCAAAGGGUUACAUCAGUGCAUGGGACGUUAUUCGGAAUUCAUCUUUAGUAAAACAAAGUUGAUGAUUUAGCUCACAGAAAACUGCUGUAACUUAAAUUCUUACACUUAAUAGGAAACUUGUGACCAAAAAUAUGAGUUCAGAGGGAAAUCAGUCAUUUAGAAAGACAGCUUUAAAGCUCAUCAGCUUUAUCUGAGUCUGUGCAACCCUGAAGAAAUACUCUGACGUUUUGGUCAAUGAGCUCAUGUGUUGGUUAAAAAUGUUGAAAUAUUGUCAUACUUUAAAAACUAACCAAAGAAACCAGAAAAAUGAGCUUUCAGGGUGUUUUUUCAGGUUGCUAUGGUAACAGAUCUGUUCGAUGAGAGUUUGUAGCUCCGGUUGUUGCUGGUUCAUAUGGUGAUGUCUGAGUUUGUGUGUGCUGUCAGACGGUGGCGAGGAGAGAGCGAAGGCACUCGCCUUCUGUGACCGCGGCCAACGGGGAGAGAGAUAAAAAGAGCCAGGUUUGUUUGAGCUGCAUGACCAGCUGAAACCAGUCACAGAAACCAGUCAAAGCAGCAUGAUUGUGAGGAAACAUAGAAGUCCAUAUAGAGAGUGUUUAUGUGGAUUUAAGUGUCUCAGUUAUGACCAGUUUUGAUCAAGUUCAGGAUACCAAGAGGAUGUGAGGAAGCAGGUUUUCUCUGUGUGUUUGGGUUCGAAGUUUGAACCUUCAGAAUCAGAAAUUAACGUUGUAGAUUUAUUUCUAAGUAAGCAAAGCUGCAGAUUCUUCUCAUGUGUAGCUAUUAAAACACGGAAAUUAACUUAUCUUGCUUUAAAACUAAAUAUCUGUCUAAGAAACCAGGAUGUCACAGUAUCAGGUUUCUGUUCUUCAGGUAGCAAAACCAGGUUUUCUCAAAACCUCUGAUAUCUGGACAUGAGGUUUACCUGCACAAAUACAAAGACAGGACACUUAUAAACCUGAUCAUAAGUGGGAGACUCAAGUCCAUGUAAACACACUCAUUGAAAGAAAUGAUGCAGUUCAUCAUGUAAGGAGAUUUAACAAUAUUUUUCAAAGGAUAAUAUCACUGACAUUGGCAGUAAAAUCAGAGCUUAUAUAGAGAGUUUGAUAGAGAUGAACUUUAUAUAGACUGAAUAAAAGUUUCUGGAGUUUCUGACAAGUUUUUGUGAAAGGGAGAAAUGUUAGAAAGAUUUAAUGCUGAACAUACAAAGUUUGUUUUAAAGAAGAAUCAGCAUUUAUAUCCUGCUCAUCUGACCCUCAUUAUAAACAGACUCAAAUCUGAAAGUUUAUGGCAGAGGACACGAUGAUUGCACAAAAAUUAAAAUGAAUAUUCAAGAUGUUUUAUUCUGUGAUAUGAAUAAGAUGAUCAAGUUAAAAUUUCAGGUUAAAUUUUGUCCUCAAAGUCACAUUUGUUUGUAUAUUUUACUACUUUUGAAAAUCUCAGUUUAAACCUUAAUUGUGCAGUAACCACAUCUGUCCUCUGCCUGUUGGGGGCAGCACUGAUGCAUGUGUAUUCAUAGUAUUUUGGUGUGUGAGAUUCGACCCUUAACUUGCAGUAACUGUAUCUCUUCUCUGCCUGUGGGGGCAGCACUCUCCUCAGGACAAAUCAAAGAUGGAGGUGAUGCGAGUGAGGAAGGUUAGCAUGCUCUGAGUCGAUCACAUCGUUCCUGCAUCACAUGAAGACACUCUAGUUUGUUUUCUGUUGUCUGACCUUUUCCAUCUCUGACACGCGGAGAACUUUUAUCUCUGGAUCAUUUUAUGAUUUCUGUAAAAGCUUCGUCUGUAAAAGCUUGAAUGAUUACUCUCAGCUCAGUCUGAAGAAGGAGAAAUCAUCCUCCACAUAAUCUAUACAGAGAGAGAGAGAGAGAGAGGACAUUUUUCACUGUUUCACAAACUCUCAUCACUUUAUUUCUGUUCAAGAGAAACUUCACUGCUCGACUGAGUUACUCCCUUCAGGAUUUUGCAAAUGAUUUCUGGGUUUAUUUGGAUUAUUUUAAACUGCCUGUUUGCUCAUCAAGUGUUCAGAAAUAAUCUGUUUAGACUUUGGAUGCACAGCCAGAGAUUAAAACCUGUAGCUCAAACUCUGACAGGUGAAAACAGAAGCUGAACAAUAACUGUGGACAGUGUGCAAAUAUAACAGCGUGAAUGUUAACCCUUAAGAGUCCAAAUGUAAACUUUAUUCUUAAAGUAGAAACUUAGAAGUUUUACAAAACAAGUUUUACACAGAACUUUUCAACUCUGUUCCCACUUUUAAAGUUUUUUCUUCUAAACUUCUUCUAAACUAAAGUUUACUUGUAAUUUAUUAUUUUUCAUUUGCCUUAGAUAAUCAUAAACACAAAUUUUAGCUGACUUUAGAUUUUAGAUAUCAUAAAAAGUCGAUAAACUCAGAAGUAUGUUUUGUGUGGCGAUCACUUCGCAGAGAGACAAUAAUUCAUAUUUCUGAAUCCAUGACAAGGAUUAAUGCCUGUUUUGUUUUUGUGAUGAAGCAGAAGUGUGAAAGCUUUAUUCUGUCUGCAGUGACUUGAAUAAAAUCCAGCGAGUUUAUCUUCAGCUGUAAACUGUUUGAACUUCAGGAAAGUAGAAAUGUAAAAUCUUUGGAAAGAAAGGUGCAAACUCCUGAAGUGACGGCACACACUCCUCCUCCUCCUCCUGCACUUGUCUCUGCCACAGCUUUUGCAUGAACAGCAUGAAACUCAGCUCACAGCUCCGAGUGUGUGUCUGCCUGGCUACUCUCACACUCACACACACACAGCACAGGUAUAUGUGUGCGUGUGUGUGUGCAGCUGUCCCCUGCUGAGCUGGGCACUCUGGGACCUGCAGCUUCCUCUUCUUUUCUGGUUCAUGUCAUGGCCUGACUCUGCGCUGUUUGUGGACUCCAUAGCAAACUGCUGUUCAAAUGUUUGACUGAAUCAUUUCCAACCAGGUGUUCCCUUUUUUCUGCAGAAAAGAGCAAAGAAACUUGAGGGGGAAACCAUUUAUAUCAGACAUAGCAAUUUAAUGUUGGAGGUUUGUAUCUGCUCGUCUCCACUCUUCGGUUCUGGCUGUUCUUCUUCUUCAUCCUCUUUUUUUUUCUGCAUGAACGUUUUAGUUUAUUUGGCUUUGACGUCUCAGUUUCUCUUCAUUUUUCGCCUCGUUUCCAGCUGAAUCCUAAAGGCUUGGCAUGCACUAUUUUCCUCACUGACUCUCAUGCAAGUAGCUUCACUUUACUCUGACAUCGUCUUUGUCCUGUCAUAUUGUCACUUCAUCAAACACGACCGGGAAAGCUACUGAUUGUAGUUGCGAAAGUGCAAACGUGACUGAGAUUUACUCUCAUACUUGUAAUUGUUUCUUUACAUGAUUUACUUUUAUUUAAGGUCAGACUGUGGUGCUGAAGUUGGAAAUGAGAGGAUCUGUACUAAAAUAGAGUUUAUACUAUAAAAUUCACUGAAGAGAAGAACGAAAACUGAAGUCUGAAGAUGAUUUCCUGUAUUUAAAGAUGGGUGACAUGUGUGUCUUCCUCCUCCUGCUGCAGAAAAACAAAGCCUAAGUGUCCCACAUGUGAAGGGGAACACUUUGCAAACAUUUUAACCAAACCCAAAUCUCUGAAAAACUGUAAAUCUGGUGCAUUCAGCACUGCAGGAGCCUCAUUGGUCAACAGAGCUGUCAAUCAUGGUGCUCCUACUCUUUAAUAGCAUUAGAUAACUUAUUUAAACCAAACUUGUCCAAAGAAAUAAACCCUGUGACAUAAAUCAUCAUGAUCGGAAUAAACUUUAACAACAGGAACCGUGACUGAAAAACAUUUAUUUGACCCGAACUUGUAUUUUAGAGUUUAAGUCAUGUCCCAUCUGUUUACAUGGAGGAGGCUGGGUUUAUGACCUAGUCAGCUGGGGGAGCUUCAAAUGUUUUAGCCUCUCUUUUUCAGAGCUGUCUAUGGUUGUUUCUUUCUCGGUCGUGUUUCUCUCACACAUUCUUAUCGUACUCCCCUGAUAUGUCGUACUUACUGUUGGACUGUCUGCUGAUUCCUGUGUGACGUUGUGAGUUGUGUUACUUGUGUCAAAUAUUCCUUUAAAAGCUGAGUUCAUUGAGAUCACUUGUAUUUCCGUUAAAUCAGAAACUCUACAGGGUAAUUCAACUAGAGUUUCACAUCAUAUUCUUGUGCAGUGGACUUUGUAUUCAGGUCUACUUUACUAAGACAAACGCCCCCUUCUGUUAAAUCCUGCAGCUCUGUGCAGUUUGCUCUUGUGUUGUGUCUGACUGUGGGGAUGAGCUGUCAGCAUCUCCUCCCUCUGCUGCUCAGAGCUGUGCUUUGAGCUCUAAUCCUGACAGAGAUCACAUCAUUCCACAUAAAGAUAAUGAGCUGGAUGAAGACAAGAUGCUCAUUCCAGUUUUUGAGAAGUUUGUUCAGACCAAAUGAGACGCAGGAUUUUAUUAAAGCUCCUGCUCUAAAGCGAGCUAGCAAGAGCAGCUAGUUAAGCAGAAAAAAAGCAAUGCUUACAGAGUGCAGUUAUUAACACUUACGCCUUUAUCUGCUGUGUUUGUUUAACUGGAAGACUGCUGAAAACUGAGCUGCUUUAAGUUUAAUGUUUGAAACUUUUCCAUGAUGAAGAUGAUGAAGACAAAUAUAUAUUCUGUCACUGUAAACAAGACAAGGAGUCAAAGUUGUCUCAGGUAGACUGGCGGACAUUCGAAGUCCAUCAUUUUUCCCUACUGCACAUCUUAUCUGUCACUCAGAAUAGCCCACCAGCAUCCAUGUAACAGGAGUCACUGCAGCACUCAUCGUCCGCUUAUCUGCAAUAUUUUAACUCAAAGUCAUUUUUAGAAAUCAGAUUUUUGUCAAUUGAAUCUAUACUGAAACUGAAAAGGGUAAAAGUGAUGAUGUAUCUUAAAAGCAUUUUCUUCUACAGACUAAUGUGAAAUGUGAAGUAGUUGCCAAACUGAUCUCUGGACUUCAUUAAACAUCAGUUUUCAUCACCCUCCCAUUCCUUUGACCCUGAAAUUGUCACAUUUCCAUUUGACCUGAUUAUUCUUUCCUCUUCACUCUCCAUUGUUUUCAUCUCUGGUUUUGUUGUUGCCGCACUUUGCUCUGUAUGAACCCACUCUGACUUUGAUCUUCCUGUUGAAGGACCUGGAUAAGACCCAGACCGGGAUCAUGCGUCACCACACAAGCAUCAGCGAGCUGAAGAGGAGCUUCAUGGAGUCGGUACCCGAACCUCGGCCCAGCGAGUGGGACAAACGUCUCUCCACCAACUCACCUUUCCGCACGGCGAGCAUCAACGGGCAGCUGCAGCCAGCGGUGAGUCGGACAUGUUGAUGGUUAAAUGUUAGGAGUGUGAUCUCAUCCACAGAGACACCUCAUUCAGAGAGGCCGCAGGUAGAUCUUCUUUUGCUAUGUAGCUACGCUAGCAGCUUUACCCCUGCUUCCAGCCUUGUGCCAAGCUAAGCUAAGCUAAUCACAUCCCUGCCCCUCUCUGAGCUGAAGACUCACAGGUAGAAGUGAUGUUAUUUUGUUCACCUGACUCUCAGAAUCACUCAUGAUUCAGAAGACUCUAUAUGUCUGAAAGUCCUAAACCCAGACUCCAACCGGCCCCACAGGGUCACCACAUCACCUGAGCAGGUUCACAGUCUAAUAAUCACAUUUCUACAGACAGUCUCACAGACAGAUUUUAAUAACUGUGUUCAGUUUGUCUGCCUCUGAAACAGUGAACUGCAUCUAAGUUUGAAGAGCUUCAUAUUUUCAUUGAAACUGCGGCUCAUCAGUUUGUUUGCAGAAUGAAUCAGUUCAUACCCUCAGAUUCAUAAACUCAUUUACAGCUUAGGGAUUAGAUUUGAUCCUAAGUAUUGUGAUCUCUGCCCAUGGGUUUUCCCUUUUUUUUUUUUUUUUGCUAGUUGUUCUGAAUUUCUAAAAUAAUAAAAACCUGAUGAUUGAUCCCGGAUUCACUCAAUUUAAGCAAGGAAAUCAUUAAAAGUAAAAUUUUCCAUGUUAAUGACUCAUCCUCGCUUUAAAGGUCUCACUGUUCACAGGAAGUUUUUAUUCUUUGGGCAGUCCUUCAAAGCUUUUGUUUUCACUUUUCAUUCAAAUGAUCUCUUGGUUAAAAAUAGAAGCUGUGACUCAUUACAGAACAAACACUAUCAGCUGCCUUAAAACAAGCACAUGUAAACAACCAGCAAAGAAACAAACACCAUCGAGAUAUCAUCCAACUGUUACUAAAAUUUUAUUAUUUAAGCACAUUCUUUAUGUGUAUAAUAAAAGAAUACAUAUAUUUAUGUACAGAAUUAACCACUAGGGGGUGUGAUGUAAAAAUAGCCGGCGUUUCAAACCUGAAAACAGCCAAAAUGAUCUGUAACUCAAACUUAGUGGGUCAAGUCAUAUCAAGUCAGUUUAAGUCAUAUUUACACAGGUUAAUGUUUGAGUCCCUGUGUGGAGGUUUCACACAGAACCUCAAAUGUUCUAAUUCAACCAAAAUUUCUAACUCAGGAUGGAGUCAAACUUAAACAACCCUAAUUUCAAAAAUUUCAGUCUGUGAAAAAUGUUCAUAGAAACAGAAUUUGAUGAUUUCCAAAUGUUGAAUUUUAAUAUUUUAAGAAAAAUGUUGUUUAAAUUAAAGUUGGUUGUAGCAACAUGUUUCUAGAAAGUCUCCAGGGAAGACCUACAUAUUUGAGCAAGACAAUGACAAAGCACAUUCUGCAGGGAUUACAACAGCAUGGCUCUGUAGUAGAAGAGUCCUGAUGAUAAAUUGGCCUGCCUGCAGUCCUGACUUGUUUCCCAUUGAAAACAUUUGAGCAUCAUGACACCAAAAACAGAAAAAAGGAGACAAGUUCACUUUCAAAUGUACAGAGACAGGUUUAAAAUUGUCUUUCAUGUCACUGCACUUAUUCAUUUAAAUGGUAAAACCAUAAAAAUCGGCUUCUAUCAACAUUUUACACAGGGUCACAACUUUAAGGGAAUUUGGGUUCUACGUAGUAUUUGUGAAACACAGAAUGCACAAAAGUCAUAAAUAUACCACCUGAACCUUUUAAAAACAAGAAAAGCAGGGCCUGGUGUUAAAUUACCACACUUAUCCUUUAGGUUCAGUCAAACUAGAUCAUACCCAAUAGCUAUGUUAUGAAACAGAGAGUCUAGAUUUAAAUGAAAUAGAAGAGACCAUCAGUUCCUGCCUAAAUAAUGAUCUUUAAAUUUCAGUUGUUUGAGUUGUUAUCAGGUCUUAUCUGCAGGGUCAUACUUCUAUACUAAGUCUUAAUCAUAUCUGUAAGUCAUUGUAAAGUUGGAAUAAUGACACAUGCAUGGGAGGAGAUAAAGCCCUCAGAUGUGUUUUUCAUGAUUUGGAGCUGUACCCCGAUUUGCCACUGGGUGGUGCUGUUGGCUUUCUCAUCCUCAUUUCACUGCUUCAGCAUGACUGUACCUGCAGUCACAGAGAGGCUAGACGCCUCAGGAUGUUUUUCAGUGUUUGCUGAUGCGAGGAGAAAUGUGUGUGUGUGUGUGUGUGUGUGUGUGUGUGUGUGUGUGUGUGUGUGUGUGUGCAGGAGAAGAAGUCCACUGUUAUACCUGCAUACAAACUAGUUGGUGGCGUUUCUGAGGUAAAGGUAUUUUGAGCUUUCUGACUCGGGCUGCAGCAGGUUGAACUCCGCCCUGACCGUCUCUAUGAGCAGAGUAAUCGAACAGGAAUGGCACCGGGAGGCUGUGAACACCUUUUGUAACCAGCAGCUCUCACUGAACUGUGCUUGGCUGCUCCCUAAAGGGCUCAGUAUGCUUCAAACCAGCUCAUUCAUCCACCUGUUGUCUUACCAAGUGUAAAGACAAAGGCGUUGAGACAUGUGAAUGAGACACGUGCAGAGGGAAGAUGUGUCGGAGGCCGUAGUUUCCUGUUUUUGUCUUCAGUCAUGGUCAGUCUAAUAAAGCGUGCAGGAAGAGAGGUUGUCUGAAAGGCUUAAACACCACAAAACAAGUGGAGGGGUCAAGACCAGGGGCUGAAUCAACUGAAGGCAUGUAGCAGCUCCUACCUGUCACUCAAAGAGGCCACACCCCUAUUCUAUCAAACCCUUAUCCUCACUCUAACAUGCCAGUUUUCUAUAAACUCAGAGAAUUAAGUCAUAAGAACCAAACUUUAUUAGUGUUAUUUCCCACCAGGCUGUAAACAUGUUCAUUUCUGCUGUCACACUAGAGGAUACUCUUUGUAUCUCUGUACACCUGUCCAGCUACCUUCAGAAGUGGGCGGGGUUGAGGAUGUAGGGGGAGGGGUUUCAUUGCUAUGAAGUAAUCUUAUAACCGCUUAUUUUGAAGCAUACUGGCACCUCCGUCGGCUCCCCGCCCUGGACCCCCCCUCCUAAAGCCCCUGCCCCCUCACCCUGUCCUCACUCUUCAGAUGGCUGCUGCAGCUUUGACAUUUUGCUUGACCUGCCAAUCAACCGCAUGGCUCCGUUAAUCCUGAUGAUGCAUGACUCUUGUGCCUGCAGGUUUGAUAGACUGAAAAGGAAAACAAGCUAAAGACAAUGAUUGGUAGCUAGAGGACUGACCCCUCCCUCCUCCCCCUUCUUCAUUUGUCUCACCCUCUGAUCCUCCCCUCUGUAUCUGUCCCCCGUGGAUGUCUUUAUGUGUUUUUCUCUGUCUUGUAUCUCUGCCCCCUCAGUCCUCGUCUCCUUUCCAUUCCCCUCUGAAAUCUGGGAUUGUUUCCCAAGCAGAUCCAUCCUCACCCUCACAUCCUCCCCACUCUCCCCCUCACCCUCCACCCUCCAGUCCUGACAAUGACGCCGAAGGUCAGGGAGGAUCUCUGCCGUCCUUCCUCCCUGUGUGUCCCUCUGGCUCUCGUCUGUCCUACACCCUAAACUUAAAGACUCAGUUUCUCUCUCAGACAUGAGGUCCUGCACCAUCAUCAGACCGGACUCUUUUUGAUACUCAGUAAUCCUGUCAGUGUCACUUUUUUGCUGAGAGCCUGAGGCACAAUUUUAACAAUUUCAUAUUAUUGCUGAGUGUUGGAAAUGAUGAUGACACAUCGUACGAAAUCAAAUAAAAAUAGUCUGCAUUGCAUCACCUUCCUGCAGGUCCCCAAGCGUCUCCUUUUCUGCCUAUAGAGUGCAAUAAAAACAUCCUCCUCUUCUUCUUUAGUGCAGGAUUAUCCUGAAAACUGUUUCAUGGCAAGCUCCCACAAAGUGUCUGUCAUCUGAAAUGCCAAUACUAUAAUACUACAAUUAUAAAGCAGUGCAGAUUACAUAGUUUUCUUCUGCCAGGUCUUCUGCUGUUUCUUCCUUCCUGUUGGCACUUAGAUGACUUUGCACUGCCAAAUAGUUUGCACUAGCUAGCAUUUUAGCUGCCAGAAAAUGCCUUUCCCAUCCCCGAAAUGAAGCAAAGAUUCAUUAAACCUCAGAGCCCCCCUUUAGUCUUUUCUUACUUUCUCCGACCAUCUCACUGUCCCAACCUGCCAUGCUUUUACAAAACACUUACUUAGAUUAACUCAGAAAAAGUUUUACUCCAAUAAGAACCUUUAUAUGAAUAUUUUAUGUACAUUUUAUAUCCUUUGCUUUGUAGCCAAAAAUAAACCAGUAAAUAGUUCUGCAGUUCCUAAACCUAUCAUGAUUAAAUAACAGUAAAAAACCAUCAACCUGCAGUGCAGCUUUCACCGGCAGCUGUUACCACCAUCAGUCUGUCUGCUUUAAGUCAACUGACCAUAAAUAUACCUGAGCUAGAGGAGACGCUUCUGAGUGUACUGUUGGUUCAGCAGAAAGCACAUCCUCCAUCAGGGUUGCCACUACUACUACAGAGCUGACCAUCUUCUCAGUCACGGCUAAAACCCACAGGAUCCAGAACGGCUGCGCUCUGCUAUGGAACAGCAGGUGGAUCAAAUACGCAAGCAUGAGAAUCAUUGUGUGUUAUUCCACACAAUCUGUCUGCCGUCUGGCUCUGCUGCGGCCGGGUCAGAUGCGCAAGGCAUCUAACUUUGCCGGACGCCGCAGCAUGGCAUCAAUUCAGUGCAGUGCAGCACGAGCAGCAGCAGCGGAAGUUGUAUGCGGCUACAGAGUAAAGUAUCCAGUUAAUUUUCAAAACUAAAUAAAGACAAUAUUUUAAACUGUUCUUCACUUGAUAAUAGGAGAAGCCAGGGUUGUGGGAUGUGGGUGUUUAUAUACACCGCCAUUUAUAUACAGGGAUUGGAAAGUCUCAUUCAGCGUUUCGUAGGGAAACAUGUGAGAUCUUGCGAGAAAUAUCGGUAAUCUCGCAAGCACUUCCCUUCCAAUGGCGUAGGUGGAUCAGAUCUGGUGGGCGCUGUAUGCUUGUGUAUUUGAUCCACCUGCUGGUCUGGAGUGGACUGGAACUGUUCUGGAUCCAGUUGAAUCCCUGGGUCACUUUCAAACCCGCCUGAUCAUUCAUAAGUUAGCAGGAAAAUAAGACUUAACUUAGUUAGCAGCUUGUAGAUUGAAGUAAUAUCUCUACCAUGCUGCAAUCAGCUGCUAGCUAGCAGGAAUAGCAGACUUCCUCUAAAGUAAAUAGUUAAUUCAAGCACUACCUUUCUGUGGGCCUGUGUCCACUGAUGGUGUUUGUCUGUCUUUUUUAGCAUGUGCAGUGUCUUUUCCUGUACAAACUAAUGCAGAUUCAGGGUUUCAGCUCUUAUCAGCUGGUUUUUAAUCUCUGUGCACCUGUUAAUAUGGCUUCUCCAUCACUGACCAAUCACAGCAAAGAAGCGGCGGGACUUUAAUGUCAACUUUGAAACUAAUUCUGGUGAUUUUAUGAGAACAUCUCUAUAACUUAAACAGGGCUGAAGUCUAACUGGUGCGCAGAGCAUAACUAUAGGUGGGUCGCAACUUUGAGCUCACAGUCAGCUGCUGUGAAUGCUGUAACCUCACGGGUGUAAAAACUGGACUAGUCUGUUUCAUUUAAGUCCAGAAUCUGAACCUGGAUUACCUUGAGAAAGCCCACAGAGGUUUAAAGAGGAAGUAUCUGGACAGUUACCUGCACACCACAGAAUCUUCUAGCAAACCCACUCAUGCUUAAUACCCCGCUGCAUCUCCCCCGUCCUCCAUGUCCUCACCCCUGUGUCCCCCCUCCCUCUCCUGUCAUUGAUCCCACCUGUGUGUUCAUUGUUAUCUGUCUCUCUUGGUCCGCUGCUGCUGAGCACAGCGAGGGAGGCAGGCUCUGUUUGGACGCAAGGUAAGAGCUUGUAGUUUGUCCCCAGCACUCGGGGGAGCACGGCUCUUCAGACAGGACUGCCUGCUGGAGGAAGACGAGGAGGAGGAGGAAGAGGAGGAGGACAGUGAUGUGGAAUGGGUUGAUGAGGGUGAGGAGGAGGAGGAGGAGGAAGACGAGGCUCACGGCCACACUUUUAAGGUGGCUAUAAAUGUUCCAGAAGAGGGGGUGAGUUUGGUUAACCCGUGUGAGCUGAACCCGGCUCGGAUCAAGGCGUCCAGGAUGUCUUUCUUCCUGUCGGGGCUGCUCCUGAUGGCUCUCACCAUGCUGUGGUUGGCCUUCAUUUAGAGGACAAAGACACGGGGACUAACCUGGACGUUUAACCAUGGAAGGUUAUCCACAGUUAUCCACAGAUAUCUUUGUCUUCCAGCACUUUUUUGCUCCUUCCUCUUGGAGCUGUGAUUCCUCCAGUCGCUGGGCUGCAAUCCAGCCUAAAGGAGCGAACUCUGAACAAGAUUUUAAGUGAGCCUUUGAAACUCUUUGAACAGCAGCCAAAAACCAGCUCCUCGCUAAGCUCUGCCUCAGCUUGGUAACUCUGACUGCGUCUCCCAGGCUUCAACAGUGAUAAUCCACCAUAUUCAUAAUCAUGCUCAGGGUGGGAAUCUUCAGUGCUGUCAUCAUGAACUAUUUCUUAUGUCCCAGGUUUGCAAAUGCUGAAAACACAACGAAGCUAACAAAUCACCACAGUAUUCUACUGUAGGAUUGAUCAGUGAUUGAAAGAUGAUGAAGUGUGCAGAAAAAAGAGGGGCAUGCUUGAACACCAGACUGGUUCAGAGUCCAAUCCCCUUCCCAAGAUGACCUUUUAGAGACCUGAUUUUGAUUUUAUAAGGAAAACUGAGCCAAGACUAAGGAAGGAGUAAGAGGAGAGAGGAGAGCAGGGAGAGGAGCAGGAGGAGGCAGGUGUGUGUGAGAGAAUGAGCUGAAUGAUGAAAAAGCCUACAUUGAUCAUGAACACUAACCAGCUAAUGACUGCUUACCGAUAAAGGGAGAGUCUUCAUUCUGGAUUCUACUGAAACUCAAGUCCAGGUCUUGAGGUUUUAUUAGAGGUUUUAUAAAAGCUUGCAAAUACAGAAUGAUUUGUUGGAUCUGCAGUUCAUACAAGGAUUCUACAUUUGAGGUUGUACUUCUUUCUGCUGUUGGUUUGGGGAAACGUAUUAAAGGAUCAGCUGUAGAAGGUUGUUCCUCCUUCAUAUCCCACAAAUAUGAAUCUGAUAUUGGCCUGGAGACGGUUGAAUCCCAACUCUGCUAUUGUCAAGUAUAAAUCUUUUAUUUACAAAAAUACAGCCCAGCAUCUCUCUGAAAUCUCUCACUCCAUCGUCCUGUCAGUCACUGAUCAGCUAAGAAACAGUGUUUACCUUUGAUCAGCCGGUUUCUGUUACAUGACUGCACUCUCUGAGUUAUGCUUGACAAAACAAACUGGACUCAAGGUUCAUGUUCCUGUUUAAAGUCCAUAUUUUCAUCAGAUUUUGAGUUAUUUAGAGGACAUGAUAACAGUGGAGUACCAGUACAGUUUGCUAAUGUUAGCUAACACACAGUCAUAUCAGACCAAGUCGGACUGUAGCAGCAGAAUCAGAGCGAUCUGAAAAGACUGCUUUCACCUGGGAAUUCAUUUUUCUUUAUGAUAGAGUCAAAGGUUAAAGCAUCUCUCAAGCACUAAUCAGCCAAAGUGCGAACGGUAAAGUUUGUAUUCUGCAGAAAAAAAAGUCUGUUUCUCUUGGAUUUAGUUUCUGCACCACAUCUUUAGUAUUUUCUUGGCUAAUUCUUUGCACUGCUGACAGUACUUGUACUACAAGAAUGCAGUAAAUUGCAUGUUCAAUCUAACUUAUUGGGACAUAUCUGUUAUUGAGCUUCAGCACAUGUCUGUAUAGUCAGUCAGCAGACCAAAGCUAGUUCAGGAUCCCCAUUUGCUGUGUAAACUGACAUGCAUUAGCCCGGUGUUAAUGUUGGACCAAGUAUCAGCAGACAAUCAGGUCGAGUUCACACCGUUAAUCUAUCAGAGGAGACAAGAACCUACUCAGGAAGCAUCGCAGCAACUUUAUGAGUUUUCAGCCAGCAUUAAUGAAGAUUUUUGACUUUAUUUACAGUCAAAGCACCGGCCGAUAACUGGGCUAAUAAGACAUUCCUGGACAACAGCAUGAGGAUGAGAUAAAGCUGUCAAUGUCUGUAGCUCUGAAGAGGAUAAAGACCGUAGUUAGAGUUUAACAGUGUCUGAGAUCUGUCAGUCUGUGGAGGUUAGAAAGACAGGACAGCAGGUUCAGUGAGUCUAAACCCAUAAAUGAGCAUCACAUCAGCCCCAUUAACUCAGCUGUAACUGUCUGAACUGGAGAUAUUUGCUUCAGCUGGACGUUAAAUCUAUUUUCAGGUGAAUGUUCAGAGGGUUAGAAAUAAGCUGAAUAAGAAAUAACUCUGAGGUCCAGACACCAUGUUCAGACGCCUUAAAUGAAAGCUGCUGUACUCCUUAAGGCACGGUGUACUUGUUUACAGGACUUCACUGCUGCUUUGUUGAAUGACAGUUGAAGGUAUUUGUUUUCUGUGUAGCUACAUUAUGCAACUUUCCUCUUAAAUGCAGGCUGAGCUCUUUAAAAUGCAGCCCAAAGCUUUGUGACUCAUCACGGAGUCCCUGCAGCAGCGAAGACAGCGAAGCAUCGAGCGCUUCAGUUCUUUUGAAUGGAAUUAUCCCAAAUCCUGUAAUAGAGGAGAGAGAUCCCAACAGAGGCAGCCUGAGAUCUUUGGUAUGCAGAUGUAAGCUGACCUUAGAGGAACAAAGAGUCUUAGAGGGAAUCAUCUCUGAUAUUAGCUGUCUCCAGACGGACAAUUUUCAUUAACCUUGAGUGAGCACAGUUCCUGAAGAGAGAAGUCUGCAGGAAGAUCCACUUAAUGCUCAAACAGAAAUGAACACUGGCCUUUUGGAUUUCAUUCAGGGAAGCCUCAGGGGGUUAACGCCAGUGGUUUGGGGUUUGUAGUGUUACUAAGAGACAUCUAGAUAACUAACACUGAAACCAAGUAAGACUUUAGAAAUGAAGCUGGUGUUGUCCAGAUAUCAAAAUGGGACUUAAAAAGGCUGAUAGUCCACAGAUGACAGCAGGUGCUCUCCAGUGUUGAAAUGGAUUUAGUAGGGAGCGGGUUCUAGCCAUUGACCAAUCAGGAGUCAGCAAGCUUUGGAAAAACAGUCUGUAUAAAGAUGUGGUCUGAAACUAUAUGAUGUUUUUCUGUAAACACUCAAAGCCUGUUAAAAAGGAAAAUUAUCCAAGCUGUAGACUAAAAGUAUAAACCCAGGAUAUCUAUCUUGUUGAAGCAGCAAAAAAGGAGAACUUUUCACUGAACUUGGACUUGGUUCUUUUUAGAUUUACACACAGGGGAACAGAGGAGUUUGUGUUUGUCUGUGAUUCUUCCACUCUUGUACUUGAAACUUCGAGUACAAACCCUUGGUGAAGAUCUGUGGAGGUUUGAUUGUUAAUGCUGGAGGUGCAGGAUGUGGAGACUCUCAGUUUGGCCUGUGAUGAUGCACAGAGACGUCUCAGUGGACUGUGUCGGCACUGAUUUCAUCUCCAUCCUCCUUAAAUCACCUUCGAUCAUGGACACUUGGAGUUUACUCAGAGCCUUCACACUGAUGACAGGAAAUACUGACCACUAAUUUAAGUACAGCUGGGUAUUAAUGAACUCUGGGAGAGUAUAAUGUUUACUCCUUGACUGACCUGAAACACUCUGAUGUGUCUCUAACCCUUUUCAAACACUGCUGUUGAACUGCAUAUGUAAGCAAAGACUGUGCAUGCUCAAUCUCUAUGUGCUGCUGAUGAUUGUUGUGUAACUCUGAAUCUGUACACCCAAACUUCUCACUGUGAUACUACGGCAACAUUUCUGUUGUCUUUCAUGCUGAUUGAUGGACUCUGUCGUAUCCAGCUGCUGGAUUUAUAUCUGGGUAUGAUGAGACUUUUAGAGUAUUAAUUCAAAGCCGCAGAAAGGUGUGAUACAGUUAAGAUAACAAUAUUAAAUGCAUCAAAUCUGACGUCCUUUUGGAGUGUGCAUGUUCUUAACAGGCUGAAGGUUGAUGGUGGAAGUUCCUUCUUGCUUUGCAUGACUUUGAUGAUGAAGUUUGAGUCCAUGUGGUGUGCACAUUUCUUUAUUUUCUCCCCUGUGAAACUGGUUCAUCUGAAAGGUUUUAUAAGAGCAGAUCUCACCAGUAUCAGUUGGUGGACUAUGAUUUUGAAUCCUCACCUGGUUUCAUUACCUCCGCCAAGGAGGUUAUGUUUUCGGUAGCAUUGGUUUGUUUGUUGGUUUGUCUGUGAACAACUUUACGGAGAAAGUAAAAGACAGAUUGACCUGAAAUUUUCACCAGAGGUGCGUCUCAGCCCCAGGACGAUCCCAUUCAAUUUUGGUGGCGAUCCGGAUCGCUUUCUGGAUCCAGGAAUUUUUUUAAGGAUUCUUUAUCAUUGUGAGAUAGGGUAAAUUUUGGAAUUUUUGCAUUUAACUCUUUAAAAAUGGCCAGAGUCUUUAGUAAAAAAUUACACAAAAGGAUCUCAAUGAGUUUUAUGAGGUGUCAAAGGUUGAUCCUGAUCCAGACAAAAUUCUGGAUACUGUGAUCCAGAACACACAAAAAUAAGGGUGUCGUUGGAAUUUUCAAUGCUGGAAGAUAACCAAUGGGCGGCACAGUGGUGUAGAUGGGCGGCACAGUGGUGUAGUGGUUAGCACUGUCGCCUCACAGCAAGAAGGUCCUGGGUUUGAAUCCUGGUUAGGGCAUUUCUUGUUUUAGGAACAUAAUGAACAGUGAACAUACCAGUUUAAACACAAAUAAAAGUUAAUAAAAGACACGUAACAGUAAAAGUUUUGGUGUGAAUCACAAUAUAAGGGGGGACAUGAGCUGCUUGGCGGAGGUCUGCGCUCUCCGAUUGCUUUUCUAGUUACAAAUGCAUUACUGCACCUCUGCAGUUGAUCUAAAAGAAGGUAUUUUUCCAUCCUUGGAUUUUGCACCAUUAGAGAAAAUAAAAUUGUCUUUGUGCAGCAACUGUGGCUGAAUCUAAAACCAACUGAGCUCGACGAAGAAUGAGUGGAGGAGUUUGUUUGUUGUUGUUCUGCUCUGACACGCCCUUUACUGAGCCUCAGUGUAUAAAGACAGAUACCCUGACAUCUUCCUGCAGCACAUCUUUACCUUUACUGAAUUUCAUGUUCAAGGUGAUUGUGGACUGCAAGAAUGUCAGAAACACUCCCCUCGUGAAACCUAUAAAAGGUCUGUGCAGGACUCGUUUGAACACCUUGUUCAUCCACUAAGCCUUAGAAAACAUUUACACUGGAUGCUCAGACAGGAGAGAGUGGAUCAGCUUGUUAUUGUUGGAUAACAGAGGUUCAGAUCUGGGCCAAACUUUAACCAGCAUACCUCAGAGGAAACUGUCAGAGACGUGUGGCUGUGUUGGUUUUCUUUUGGCUGACUGUUGCAGGCCGUUGUCAGCUGCUGUUGUUCUCUUCUGUUGUCUGAGCUGCAGCAGUCUGGUUUUUUUAACUCCGGUGAGUCAGGAUGUUGCAGGAGGUUUGAGGUAUGAAUAAUGCUGCCAGAAAUGCCUGUUUUAAUCAACAUUAUAUUGAAUAUCCUACAAUGUAGCUUUUGCAGACACUUUAAAUCCCAAACACGCCAAGGCUGUCUGACAGUGUGUUAUUUCAGUUGCUUUAGGAAACACCUUGAUGAGGAGGAUCUUAGAUCUGGGUCUGGAAAGUCUUGUAUUAUAUACAUAUAUGCAGGUGUAAACUGCAGGUAUUGACCCCUAAUAGACAGUGUAGUAAUUGCUUGAUGCUGGGACCUGUUAUCACGGUCUUUGAUAGCGAUCAGGUUCACCUCUGAAAGGAUUUGUUCUAACACUUGAAGUCUUGUUCGACCCGGUUCUGCAGCAGCUCUGAGGUUGUAUCUCUGAGCGGGGAUUAUCUCCUUCAACUGUAAGUAGAUGAGAGAAGCCGGGAAGGCAGCCAAUGUUUUAGCAGACUGCACCUUUUAAAGAAGUCUCCUAAAUCUCUGUGUGUGUGUUGUUGGUGCUUUGCUAGGUCAGCUGUGCCUGAUUUGUUAAGAGGGUGGCUGAAGAUGCGAAGUUCCUUUACAACACUUGCAGACGGAUAUGAACUCAGAGAAACUCUAACUUGUUUGUAGAUGGUUUUGGAAACAGUCUUUUCUGUCAAAACAGAUGAAGAUCUAACAUCCAGAGGAAGUGUGAAGGAGUAAAAGGUCUUUCUGAUCACCAUGAGAUGUUGAAGACUGUUAAAGCAUUGAGGGAUCAGUCCAAAAGAUCCGGCUGGGCCAGUUUUACUCUGAAGCUGACUGAGAUGCAGAGACCUGCUGCCAUCCAGAUUCAUGCACCUGCGCCUGUAAACCCAUGGGGGUAUUAAAACAGCCUUCAACUAAAGGAAUAUUACACAAAUUACCCAAAAUCUGGAGAUGUUUCUGUCCAGAUAUGAUAAACUACGAAAUAUAGACUAUGGAUGUCCCUGGGCCAUUCAGUACAUAUAUUCAGUAUGGUUCUGGACCAUAACCAGAGAGACUCUCCCUCUGCAAGUACAGACAUGUCUUAUUAAACCAGUUCUUCUGAGGAGAACCUUUUCUUUAUCAUUCAUAGUUACUUAAAUCCUUUCCCCCUAACAUCCCAAUGUUCUUAUAAUGAAACUAACCUAUGAACACAGUCAUUUGAUGCCUGUUUAUAUCAGCGAGUUCAGAUGGAAGAGAGGGGCAGACAAUCUGCAGCAGCAUAAACAAUCUCUGCUGCAAAUGCUGAAAUGAUGCAACUUUAAAAACAUGCAAAAGUCCCAAACAAAUACACCAAAAGGAAAAACCUACAAAGAAGAAAAACUAAAUGCAAAAGCCCAAAAUACUCUGCUAACAGAAAACAUGCUGCAAACAGACUCACAAUGCAAAGUUACAAACACACAAAACUAGAAAAGAGUCGCUUCAGGUAAAUGCUGCAAAUCCAGUCUUCAUAGCAGCAGGGCUCCAGGCCUGUAGGGGGUGCUCAGUGACAUAGUUUCAUUAUUGACAGGACAGAGGAGAAGACCACACAUUUAACCUGUAAUUUAGAGGUAGAAGUGGCACAGUUUAACACUUCAGGUGACGUGUUUAUAAAGCUGUUUGUUUAAUCCACACCAGAUCGUGGUCCUCAGAGGCUCUUCACUCAAAUGGUGUUUAUCAUUAAGCCGUUUAAUUAUUGACAGAUUCAGAGUCUGGACUUCCUCACUUUACCAUAAGCACUCUUUCUUAGCACCCCAACAAGCCUGGAGCACUUUCACAGUGUUCACCUGCUGCAGUUGUUGUUUAAGUGUGUUUUUGUGUGUGUAUUUGCAGCUCUUUGGGCUCUUGGUUGUUUGAUCUCUUGUAUGUGUAUUUGGAAGUGCAGUAUUUCUGCAUCUGUGGGGAUUGUUGAAUCAUCUGCUACAGUCUCUGUCAGUUUGUCAGACCAAAACAAGCUGUUCACUUCAUGCAUCUGAAGCUGCACCGCAAACCUCGUCCUUCUGAUUGCUUCAUGUAAAAUUAACAAGAAUGAAAGUGCGCUGGUGGGCUCAGUAAAAACACCUACAGCAGGAAUCUAUUGACUAAACCUUCAUUAUUCUGCUGUGUCCUCAUGAGGACUAAAGUAAUUAACUCAGUAUGACGUUUUCUCCACAGUGAAAUGAUCUGUCGUGUCAGGACACAGCGCUCUGGUGAUGAUUGUUGGUCCACUCAGCAGGUGCACAUUUGACUCUGACUGACUGUGUGGACAUUUGAUGUUUCCCAUCAUAGAGGAGUGUUAAACUGUUAAUGAGCUGUUAACUGAAGUUCAUAAAGAGAUUCAUUCUUGCUUAAAAUUGCAAAUCCCCUCACGCCCUGAAAUCAUGAACAGAACUGCAGAUCUGACCAAAGGUCGGCCUCAAGUAUCUGGAAACAGCAGUAGAGUUAAUCCAACAGAGGAUCGCUGUGCAGGUGGAUAUUAUACUGAAUAGAAAUAGACUGUUUGAUGGAGAAAGUUCUGGUUCAUGUGCAGCCCUGGGUUUUACUUUGGUUUGUGGUUGGACAGGUAUGAUAAAGUUCAAGUUGCUGACUGAUGUUUGAGGGUCUGUGUCUGACUGUUUGUCUGAUCCCUGCAGUCUCCUGUGCUGAAGACCCAGACAAUCACCAUCUCUGACGUCACCAACUCGCUGAGAGAGAGCGUCAUCUACAAGGAGGUCCCCUUAGUCCACACCGAGACCAAGACCAUCACAUAUGAGUCAGCACAGGUGAGGGGAAUUCUGGGAACUGUGUCUGCAUGAGUUAUCUAGUUUAUCCUGCUAGAUACUCCCGUCUGGCAUGAAACACAGACAGGAUUGUUUGCUGACUUGACAUCUUGACCAUCAACCGUUGCAGAUUGAUGGUCAUAUUUUUACUCUCAACUCUGUGAUUCCAUCUGUUUUCCACAUCACAGGGCCCGGGGUUUUUGUACUGAUGCAGAUGAAGAGAUUAGUUACAGGUUUGUGAUUCUAGCAGGUGUCUGAUUGAGGCCACGCCCUCUAGAGACUCAGACACUUAAAGACAAACAGGCUUUGUUUCAGAUGUUUUUGAACUGGGUCUUCAAAUACACAGAAAUGUACAAAAAUAUUCUUGAACUGUUUGAUUCUGCAGGUAUCAAUCAGUCAGAGGUUCUUGUCUAACACUUAAAAGGUUUCUCUCCCACAGCCGGUGGACACCCUGGCAGAGAGGGACUCAGGAGUGCUGCUGAGUGCCCAGACCAUCACCUCAGAGACCGUCAGCACCACCACCACCACCCAGAUCACCAAGGUCUGUUUACUGCACCACAGCACCACAAGUCGAUACAGAUCAAUACAGUAAAUUACUCCCACGCUGUGAUUUAUCUCUGCUGUCAAUCACUGCGAGAAAGAGGUGAUGUUGAACUCACAGACUCUUUAAAAACCCUCAAGAAGGAGACGGGAACACUUUAUCUCAUAAAAAACUUGACCUCUGGGUUUUGAGAUGUUCAGUGUUUAAAAUAGAUUAAAAUCACAGACUCCAGAUGAAAUAUCCAUCUGUGUCUCCGGACAUGAAGAGAAACCUGAAACCUGAAAUUGUAGCUUUUGCGAAACUGAGAAUCCACAUUUUCCAAAUCAUGCAUGUGCAAAUUCUGUUGUCCACUUUCAUGUGAGGAACAAGAUAAUAAAUAAUAAUGCCUCUCUGUUCCUCCGAUUUUCACGGCAUUACAUCCGAGGCGGCGAACAGAGCCGAAAGGACCAACCAAAGUCCUUACUUGAACCUUAGUCAGCUAGUUUAUCUGUCUGCGGCAGCCUUAGUCAUCAGUCAGCGCUGACUCUGUCCUCGGUGUUAGCUGGGAUUGAAAUUUCUCUGGGUGAUGGUUUCUCUGCAUUGUCCAUCAUGGUUUCACUAUCAGCAGCUCUGCUCGUCUGUCUGAACGCUUCUCUGUAGUGUCUGCGCUCUGCAGCCUGUAAGAUAAGACAGUGAUUGGUCGUAUAAGCUGUGUCACCAGUUUCAGUCUACUGAAAGUAAAACAAUGAACCAGGACAAAAGGAUCAGUGUGUUUUAAAUGUAGUUCUGGGUCAAACCACAAACCCAGACUCAUUUACAGACUUUCAGAUAUCUACCAUUAUCCGAGUUUCAAACUAAGGAUCAGGAUUUGGAGUUGAGCUUCUGUUGCACUCUGAAGACAGUUUUAUAGUUAUAAUUGAAUAAUAAUAACCAGGUUGUAGGGCCUCAUUAUUUGUGGAUUGGAGGGUUCAGAUGUGUUUAUUAUGGUGUCAUCUGUGCAUAAUUAGGUGUUGCAAUCAGGAAAAGUUAGAGGAAGAUAAAACUGAGAAGAGAAGUGGUCCUAAGAUGGAGCCUUGUGGAACACCUCUCAUUUAAUUAAUCAAAUCUGAUUCCACUUAAAACAACGUUUCUCUCUGUUAUACAAGGUUACAGUGCAGCCAGUUUCAUUAUAUUGCAUGUGUGAUUUGAAACUCAUAAAUAAAGCAUGACUUUUCUUGAGCAACUCAAACAUGUCGUGCACACACCCUACUUGGACCUGUUGUAGCUCCCCUGUGAGGAAGUGUCUCCCUGAUAAAGUUGACCUGGUCUUCUGUCAGAGAGCUGGUGCCGGAUGAUUUCAGCUGCUUAUGUUUGUGUUGUGUUUGUUUCAGACGGUGAAAGGAGGAAUCUCUGAGACUCGCAUCGAGAAGAGAAUCGUCAUCACUGGAGACACUGAGAUCGAUCACGACAAGGUGAGGAACCCUGAAACCCGAUCAAGUGAUCGCAGAGCAGUUUUUAUGUGUAUAUGUGCGUUGGUCACGGAUGCACCUGAUUGGUGCAGAUGGAGUUAUCUGAAUAAUUUGCUCCUUGGAGCCUCAUUGUUUUCUCUCAUCAAGUGAAUCUGCUCAGUAUGAGAGUCAUUUAAUUAAACUCAUUAAUCACGCUCCUCUAAAUGGGCCCGCGCUGCUGUUGUCUCCAGGCUUUGGCUCGAGCGAUUAAAGAGGCCAAGGAGCAGCACCCCGACAUGUCUGUGACCAAAGUGGUGGUGCACCAGGAAACGGAGAUCACCCCCGAGUGA